AACCAAUGGUAAGAACACGUUUACCAGAAUCUCCAUGGGAAAUAAUUGCUUGUGAUUUACUUGGUCCAAUAAACAAUAAUAUUUACAUUCUAGCAAUAAUCGAUUAUUAUAGUAGAUGGAUUGAAAUAGAUAUUCUGAAAUCUAUUACAUCGUCAAAGAUUGUUCAGUCUUUAGAUCGAAUGUUUCUUACUCAUGGAUUACCAUGUGAGUUAACGUCUGAUAACGGUCCACAAUUUGUGUCUUCUGAGUUUGAGGAGUUUUGUGAGAAAAAUGGAAUUUAUCAUCGCCGUAUAACUCCAUUAUGGCCACAAGCAAAUGCUGAAAUCGAAAGACAGAUGAGAAAUUUAAACAAAGUAAUUAAAAUUUCUUAUGCGCAAGGAGGAAAUUUAGAGGAGGAACUUAAUAAAUUCCUAACAGCGUAUCGUACAACACCUCAUGGGACUACUGGAAAAGCCCCAGAUGAGAUGUUAUUCAAGAGACGUCUUCGCACAAAGAUACCUGAAUUGGUUCCUUUUGAUAAAUGUGAUGAAGAAGUACGUGAUAGGGAUGCAGUUCUCAAACAGAAAGGAAAGGAAUAUGCGGAUGACAAGAAGAAUGCAAAAUAUCCUGACCUCAAAGUUAAUGAUAAAGUUCUACUACAGCAGCGUAAAACGUGUAAGACAACAACUAUGUAUGAACAUGAUCCUUACGAGAUUGUUGACGUGAAUGGUUCACAAGUGACAAUCAAAUCAGGUGAAGGUGUUUGCUACAAACGCAAUUCUUCACACGUUAGAAAAUUUGAAGAAUCAGAUUUACCAUCGGGAAAUGAACAUAUUGACGAGUCGGAACAUUUCAAAGAACCGGACACUAAUGAACAAGUGAUAGAUAAAUCGUUGGUCGUUGCUGAACCAAGACGUUCAUCCAGAAGUACAAAAGGAAGAGCUCCAGAGAGACUUGAUUUAUGAAGAGGCAUCGUAACGAUAAGUACAAACAGUAUAUAUUAGACAUUAAGAUUAUCAAUUAGAAGUUAAAAAUAAUUGUUCUAAAACAUUGUCUUUUGCGAACAGUUAGACACACUUAACAGUUAGAUACACUUAACAUUUUUAAUUAUAAAAAAAUUAGAAGAAAAAAAGGGAUAUAGUGUUUAGUGAUAAUGUACAGUUAAUAUAUGCAUAAUAGAUUAGUAUGGAUAGUUAAGUAUAAAUAUGGAUCGUAGAAGUCGGCCAUAUUGAUUAUUGUACUUCAGUAACACAUGUACAAGUUAGUAAGUUUUUCUGGUUGAAAUAUAAAUCUCUUAUAAGAAAGAGACACUAAACGUUGCACUUUUGCACUUUGCACUUUUGAGAAAAAAUGAGACACGUUGCACUUUUGAGAAAAAAUAAUUUACCGCCAGCAUACUAACACAAAUAUUUAAUCCACUGUCUGAAAGACGUUUUUAAAAAUACACAAUAUUUUCUUUGCUUCAAGUGACCAGCAUAAUUUUUAGUUUAGGUUUAUGCCUAGGCAGGAAAUAAUAAAAUAUGUAAGUUUCAAGAAGUUAGAAUAAAAGCGCAAGAUGAACUGUGAGAUAUAAAAAAGCUCAAAUAUCACUUGCGUAAUUAACGUUUUAACUUGUUUUCGAACGCGUCCGAAAAUAAUUUCGAAAAAUUUUUUAAAACUGACUACAAUCUCAAAGUCAACGUUUUUUGUUCAUUUUAUGACUGACUUCUUCCACACAGAAAGUUUGAAGGAAAUCUGUAAUCUUAAGAAAUUCAAGUGGUCGGUUUUUACACGGACUGCCUCUUAAUUGGUCAUAUACCAUAAACAUAACGUUUAUUUAUUUUCAUUUGUUUUUUUUGUUUGUUUCAUUGUUUGUUUUUUAUUGUUUGUGUUUAUUGUGCUAUCAUUACAUGUAAAUGAAUGGUAUUGUGCUAUCGAAGUACAGUUGACUGCUGUGACAUUCAGGUAGCUUAGGCACUGUUUAUGUGGUCUUGGAUACGUAGUUUAUAUGAUAAAAUGACAAAAACCUAACAUGGGAAAAUACUCCGUUUUUGUCCUAUUGCACAUGCCUAGGUCUGAAAGUUGUCCCUGGAAGCCGAGGCAAACUGUUUACUGCAUGGACAAGUUUUGUCCCCUCCUCCAGGUUACCUUUAGAGUUCAAUGGGUGACCCUCUUUCGUAAACAGAGUGACCCUACUGCCAGGGUCACCCACUAGCCGAGAUGGAACUUUCCAUACUAAACACUUGCGUUUGAGCUGCUAUAAUGUCAAUGUUAUUUUGCCUUGCUCAGAACAGCCCCGGGGUUAGGGUGCCCCUGGUAACCGAGAUCAUAUGAACAGGUCCUCAAUAUUCUAACUUAGGACUGACUUGCAUGUACUCCUGUAGUGAUUUUUUUCUGUGUUCAUUUGAGUGGUAUAAACUAAAUAACCAACCAGCGGUCUAUUACAAAUUCUGUGAUCUGAUUGGCUACACACUAUUAAUUGUCUACACGCUAUUAAUUGUCUAUUUGUGAUCGACCACUAGUAGCAAAAAAGGCCCGUCAAAAACUGCUUUAUGCCGGAAUUUUACAAAUUUUAUCUGCAGUAACAACAAACUGAUAAGGUCCUUACCUAAACUCUAGAGAGAACAGCAUAGAUGUAUGACCAGUUAAGUAUCAUUCAAGUCUUUUUCUUUCAUAAAUGAAGUUAAAAAAUAAAAAUUAGGAUGUCGUCACAGAAUGAGGAAGCUGUUGGCAAGGAAAGUAUAUCUUCAAAUACAAGGUCGAGAUCCAGGAUAGUAAGCAGAACUUUAGAUCAAGGUAAUAUCUGAACAUGCUAGGGAUCUCAAAUUACGUAAGGCCGGACAUUUGGCCGAUGUAAAACAGAAAACUCAAAAAUUAGAAGAUGCUCUGGCUAAUGAAACAGAUUCUGCCGUUGUUGAGCAAGCCGUGAGCGAUUAUGAGACUGCAUUUAAAAAGUUUUUGGAUUCGUAUGAGAAAUAUCUAGAGUGUGAAGUCGACGAAGAUAAAGCAGCCAUUGCUAUAGACAUAUAUAAUAAUCAGAAAGACAUUAACUCUUUCUCGACAACCGGUUUCGUAUUACAUUUCGAUACAAUUUUUCUAAUAUAAAUAUCUCGGCGAGUAUUUACCCCCCUUUUAAAUAAAUGCCACCAUUGAAAUCCUCACAAUAUAACCUUUCGAACGGGGGGAGGGGGUCAAGUGCCGUCAAAACAUUACACAAACCAAAACAAUCAUAUAUUUAUACUCAUGGCUUCGCCAAACAUUCAAAUGGGAAAAAGAGAAAAAGUUGAAUAUAUUCUAAAAUUUGGCAUCACUUUCUGAAAGGAUAUAUGUGCAAAAUACUCUUUGUAUUCAAGCGCUUUAGUGUAGAAAGUUUCGUAUGAAUACGGCGAGUAGAAAUAUUUAUUUUGAAUUUUUCAAGGUAUCGGGUUUUACUCGCACGCGCUUGUAUUACGUAAUACUUGGCCAAUAAGGAGCUCCCUUUAGCCGGGAUGACAUCAAACUCACGCGUGCACUUUGACCUGUAGAAUCCAUUUCUGGCAUUUCCAGAGUCACGCGAUACAAACUACGCAUUGUUUUGACGGUUUUUCGUUGUAUUUCCGGUUUGGGAUUAACGCAAAUUCGGGCAGAAAUGCAAAAUUCGCCAAGAACACUCACGUUUUAAAGAUAGAAGCUUGAAAAUAACACUAUACGUGUUAUUUUUAACUGCUUCAUUCAUCAAGAAUACAAGAAUGAGCAUACGUCUCAAGGGGCCGAAGUUAUGUUCGGUGAAAGGUAUGUCUAUGUUUAUAAUUUGUUAGUAAUAUUGCAUAAUUUGAUCAUAUAUAAGCCCGUUUGACUUUCAAAGCUUAUAAAUCGCUACAAUGUAGCCAUUGACUAAAACUAUCAUUAUAAACUAGUAUAUAUUUUUACACUGAAUCGAAUGGUGGUAUUUUCAUCUACAUAACGUUUACUGAACCGAAGAUAUGAAUAAAACAGACUUAGUACGUGCACAUACUAAGUUUAAUGGCCGUGCUUUAAAAGAGUUAACAUAUGGUAUAAAGGCUGUAUGAACAGAUAUGAUAGGAAGAAUGAAGAGAGAAGAUUGUCAAGUGCUAGAUCCGCCAUAAGUAGGAGGACUAAUAGCCAUAGAAGUUAUGCUAGUACUGCAUUAAGUAGACAAAGCAGUGUUAAGGAAAGACUUAGACAAAGAGAAGAAGCGAAGUUAAAAGUUCAAGCUCUUGAAGAUAAGCAAAGGAUUGAACGCCAGAUAGAAGAGGAACAGUAUGAAAUAGAAAGAAGGAAACUAGAAUUAGAGAGAGAAAUGUCAUUGAGGAAGGCCGAAAGUGCGAGGAAACUUCAGCUUUUGGAUGUCGAGACCGAUCUUAAGUUGGGUGAGACAAACCUCAAGAUAGAAACAGAAGAUUUUGACAACGAAAGCGAACAAGAAAUACAGCAUAGUGUUGCUCAAGACACUGGCGUUUAUUUACCUAGAGAGUCUAAGAAAUCAGAACUGAACAUUAUAUCUGCUGACCAGAAUACCACGUCGCCUACUCAAGGUACAAGUUCCACUACCAAGACAGCUGAAACCUCUGGCCAACAUAAUACCAUUGCAGUCGGUGGUAUCGAAUGUCCCACUAGCAGUAACAUUGAUCAGAAUAGAAACCCUCCAGUUUACGAUUUGGCUUCCACCAAACGGAACACCCAACCCCUGGUUAAUUCCUGUGUCCUGAGUACCAGUUCCACUAUUCCGCUCUGCUUGUAAUACCCUUGCAAGUAACCACCAACCGCAACCAACAUAUGUUUAUCAGCCAGUGCCUUCCUCAGUCUAUCAGUCGUAUGUUCCACCAACUUGGCUUAUUCCCCUCAAUCGUCGCACUACCAAGUACCAAAGCCUAUUAUCGAUCCUUGGGUGACUUUAGCGGAGACACUUAAACAGGACCAUCUCUACCCAGAGUCCAGCUGAUGAAAUUCAUUGGUGAUCCAGCCGAAUAUGCUGAAUUCAUGACAAACUUUUGUGAUAACAUUGAAAGCCAACUACAAGAUAGUUCUCAGAGGCUGACUCAGACUUCAUGCUGUGAAGGAAAGGAAAACGAAGCAAUUAAAAGUUGUGUGAGUUUACCAGUCCACCAGCUGUAUGCCACAGCGUUGGAUACAUUACGUAAGAAUUUUGGUCAACCACAUAUGAUAAUGAAUGCAAACAUGAACAAAUUAAAGGAUAUUCAGUUAAGAAGAGCAGACGUUCCUAAUCUCAUGGAAUUUGCCAGGAAAUUAGAUGAUGUUAGAAGAACACUUACCAGCUUGGGUCAACAUUAUGUUUAUCGUUUGGAUAAUGAAGAUACAUUAAAAAUGUUAAUGAAUAAGCUGCCAAACCAGAAUCUGAAGAGAAGGUAGGCUGACAAAGCCGGCGAUUUCAUAAUAUCUAGAGCACAAGUAAAAUUUGGAGAUUUCGUUGAGAAGGCUGGAGAUCGCUUAAAUAAUGUGUUUGGAGAUGAACUUAGCUCCAUGGCUCAGAAAAGACAAGAUGAAACAAAGAAGAGAUAUCCCAACUGAUCAAAAGGCGAUGAGAUUAGCACCUUCGCUAACCAAGGUAACAUGUAAGAUUACAAGAGUCGGAUAACAAGAAGCGGCAGUCCUGCAACUUAUCCACCUUGUUCCAUGUGUUCUGGAAGUCAUGCAAUUUGGAAGUGCGAAACGUUCAAGACUUCUUCGUAUCCAGAAAAGUUGAAAGUUGUCUCACGAAAGAAAUUGUGUAGAAGAUGCCUUGAAGGAGGGCACUUUGCAAGGUCGUGCAAAAGAAGAUUUAUUUGCAGGAAAAAGGAUUGCGGCCGAGAACAGCAUGAUUUGAUGCACCCACCUGAAACAGAAAGCAAGGAGGAAGCUAAAGAGGAUUAUGAUGGUAAAUUGGGCGCGGAAUGCUCUCAACCUCCAUCACCCGGUAAUGUGACGAAACAUACAAAUGCAAUGAGUGAAGAUGCACAAGUGACAGUUGGAGUGGUCAAUGCGAGGCAUCCUAGAGUUUGUUUCAAGGUUAUACCUGUGAGAGUUUGUGGCAGCAGAAGCCCAAAGGAACUUAUAACCUAUGCCUUUCUCGACAGCGGAUCAGAUACCAGCUUGUGUUUAAGUAGCCUUGCCGAAGAGUUAUUCCUAGAAGGAAGACCGGUUGAAUUUACAAUGAUGACAGCAAAUUACAAAGGAAAGAGGACGGCCAGUGACGUGCAGUUGCAGGUUCAAGCCCUAGAUGGAUCCGCAGACUUCACAAUUGAUCAUGUGCUGACAGUUGACAAUAUACCAGUUGCACCAAGACAUUUUGCAUCCAACAAAGAGCUUAAGAAAUGGCCUCAUUUAGUGGGUGUGGAGUUACCAGAGGUUGAUGUAAAGAAAGUAACUCUCCUUAUUGGAUGCGAUUGCUCAGAAAUAGUGGAACAGAUAUUGGAAAGCAAACAUGGAAGAGGUGAACUUGUAGCAGUAAGAACCCCACUGGGAUGGACGGUAUGUGGGCCAAUGGGAAGUUCAUUCCAUAAAGAAGCCUCGAUUAACUUCACCCGGAGUGAGCAUGAGGUGGAGAUAAGUUCCCAGCUGGAACGUUUGUACAAUGCUGAAUUCAACGGUAAUAUAUCCAGCACUGAACGUAAAAUGUCUGUUGAAGACCUGAAAGCGAAGCAGAUCAUGGAUGAUUCAGUAAAGCUUGUGAAUGGACAUUACCAAAUGAAGCUGCCCUUUAGUAAAGCCGAGAUGGUAUUGCCUGAAAGUUGAACUGUAGCAGAAAAAAGAUUGGAGUGGUUGAAAUGGAGCUUAAGGAACAAUAUACAAAGGUCCUGGGAAAAUAUGAAGAGGAGAGAUCUUCAAGGCAAGUAACCAAUCAACAGCUCAGUAUGUUAAAUCCCAUUUGGUAUCUCCCACAUCACACAGUUUUCAAACAGUUGAAGCCAAAAGAGCCCAGAAUAGUAUUUGAUUGUGCCUCAAAGAGUGGAGGAACAUCCUUGAAUGAUGAAUUGUUGCAAGGGCCGAUGAACACGAGCACUUUACUCAGAGUUAUUCUAAGAUUUAGAGUUGACGAAGUAGCAGUUGAUAUAAAGAGGAUGUUCCACCAGGUGUAUGUAGCACCUGAAGACAGUGGUGCAUUGUGCUAUCACUGGUGGCCUAAAGGAGACAUGAUGAGAAAACCGGUGACUUAUCAGAUGCUGGUUCACUUAUUAGGCGCGACAUCCUCUCCCAGUGUGUGGCUAUGCUCUAAGGAAGACAGCGCUAGACAACGAGAGUAAAUUUUCUAGACAUGCUGUCGAAGCUGCUUUUAAGGGAUUUCUACGUCGAUGACCUGUUGAAAUCGUUCGCUAGUAAUGAUAAAGCUAUAGCAGUUUCAAAGGAAAUCCAAAGAAUGUUAAACCUAGGAGGAUUCAAUUUAACGAAGUGGAUCUCGGAAGGGUGUGCUCUCAUCGAUUGCCACAGUAUACGAUCCACUUGGGUUCGCCAGUCCGCUGCUUCUUCCUGGCAGAGAGGUCAACCAAGAGCUAUGUACAUUGAAGUAUAACUGGGAUGAUGAGCUUCCACCAGACAUCGCGGAAAGAUGGAGAACUUGGAAGAAAGUUCUUUCAAGCCUGACGCAUUUUGGAAUCCCUCGUUGUUUCAAACCAUCGGACUUUGGCAAAGUUGCAAGAGUGGAGCUUCACCAUUUCGCUGAUGCGCUGGAAGAGCAUGGCUAUGGAACAGUUUCUUAUUUUCGUUUCGUUAAUGAAUACGGUCGUAUCCAUUGUAGCUUUAUCUAUGGGAAAUCAAGGGUUAAAUCACUCAGAAGCGGAAUGACGGUGCCGAAGAUGGAAUUAACUGCAGCGACUGUUCUGAUAUCAGUAAAUGAUCUAAUCAUGAGAGAGUUGAAAGACAGACUUCAGAUCGAUAGCAUCACAUUUUGGACAGAUUCAGUGCUCAUCCUCAGAUACAUAUUUGUAGUGUCCUUAGAUACAGUAUCGUAUUACAUCUUAAACUAAUUACCUUAUGCUUGUAUAUAAUAGUUAUUUCUUAAUAUCACAUUACAUUAUUAUUGCACACAAGUGCGUGCGUGUGUUCGAUUCGAGGUUAUAAUAUAAACACAACAUCUGGCGACGAGGAUACUUAAACAAAAAACGAAGUUUACGAAUCCAUCGCUUCUGUACUGCGUACACCACUUCUGUAAUCCAGAUAUCUACUGAACAGUCCUUCGACGCAAGGAAAUCACGCCAAAUUCCACGACAGACAUUGCGAAUUUGCGGUCAAUAUCAAGCACGAAUCAACAGCGCCGCGCCACAACAUUCAGUCCGUAUGGCUACAUCACUACCCGUUUUUCCACCGUUUGACGUUCACCUUGACCCUAAUGCUGGUCCACGUUGGACCAAAUGGCUUACUCGCUUUGAACGCUUAAUUGUUGGCAUGAAUAUAACUGAUGCUACCCAGAAACGAGCGUUGUUAUUACACUACGCUGGCCCAGAUGUUGACGAUAUUUUUGAAACACUACCCGACACGGGUGAAGACAAAGAUUAUAAAAAAGCUGUAGAAUGUUUAAACACGUAUUUCGUUCCGAAAGUCAACAUGGUCUACGAGGAAUAUCAAUUUCGUCAGGCGAAACAGCGCUCGAAUGAAAACCUAGCUUCGUAUCAUACCCGGCUUAGACAGCGUGCUAAACACUGCGGUUUUGCUGACGUUGACAAAGAAAUUCGCACACAAAUUGUCUUCAGCUGUACCUCUCACAAGCUUAGACUACGUGCCCUUCGCGAGGACCGCAGUCUUACAGCCCUUCUCGAAGCCGGUCGUGUAGCUGAGAUCACUGAUCGACAAGCCAGAGACAUUCAACCUACCAAUACUGACCAAAGCGUCAAUGCCCUUCCCUCACGUAACAAACCAUAUCCUGUCCACCCGGAUCCGAAUGCUCCGCCCCACACUCCCAACAAUCAGCGACCACACACUCAUUCUCUCUGUCGAAAUUGCGGCGGACCGUUUCCUCAUGCUAUUUCCUGCCCUGCCAACGGGAAAACGUGUCGUUCUUGUGGCAAAAAUGGACAUUUUGCCAAAGUUUGUCGCUCCAGACCCCAGCAACGCCCUCGUUUUGUCCAACAAAUAGCUGAUGAUCCUGAGCAAGACCCUGCCUAUACCUUUGUUAUCCACUCCGAGCCGCAAGUCCUCAACACCUUUUCGCCAUCCAGUGCGCCCCUCCGCCCCUCUCCAUCUUGCAUCGUUAACAUUGGUGGCCAGCCCAUCUUUGUCCUUGUCGAUUCCGGUGCUUCUGCAAACCUCCUUGAUGAAGCGACCUACAAUUCCAUCACCCAUAACACGCGACUCUCUGCCAUGUUAAACCCUCCCACCACCAAAAUAUACUCCUACGGCUCCACCACUCCUUUACCUUUACUCGGAAGUUGGUCCACCUCUGUUCGUCAUAAGUCCACAACUGUUAAUGCUACGUUCCACGUCACAAAAGGCAACAGUGGCAAUCUUCUCAGUUGCACUACCGCCCAACAACUCAACCUAUUAACCCUUAACGUUAAUUCCACCAUGUCUGGUCAAACCAUCCUCCAUGCCUUCCCUCAUCUGUUUGACGGCAUUGGCCAGGUUAAAGGGAAAGAAAUCAAGCUCCAUAUCUCAAACACUGUAACCCCAAAGCAACAGCCACAACGCCGCAUUCCUUUCCACGUACGCAAAGACGUUGAACAAGAACUGAAACGCCUCGAACAGCUCGACAUCAUUGAAGCCGUUGACGGGCCAACGCCAUGGGUAAGUCCCAUUGUGGUGGUACCCAAGAAAUCAGGUGAAAUACGUAUAUGUGUUGACAUGCGUGAAGCCAACAAGGCAAUCGGAAGAGAAAAGCACCUCAUGCCAACCUUAGAUGACCUCAUCGCCGACUUGAACGGAGCGUCCGUUUUUAGCACCCUUGAUCUUGCUUCCGGUUACCACCAGCUAACCCUAGCCCCAGAAAGUCGUCACAUCACCACCUUCAGCACCCACGUUGGGCUAUGUCGAUACAAGCGCCUGAUGUUUGGUAUCAACGCUGCAUCCGAGAUAUUCCAGAACGCCAUCGCUGAACUGCUUGCUGGACUACCCGGAUGCAAGAAUAUCUCUGAUGAUAUUAUUGUGUACGGAAAAGACCAACUCGAACAUGAUCUUAACCUCCAAGCUGUCCUUCAACGCCUCUCAGAUUACAACGUGCGCUUAAACAAGCACAAAUGCCACUUUUCUCAGUCCCAAGUGUGUUUCUAUGGUCAUAUCUUCAGCGCUAAAGGAGUCCAAGCUGAUCCUGCGAAAAUCGACUCCAUCCAACAAGCCCGCACUCCUCAAAACGUCAGCGAAGUUAAGUCUCUGCUUGGUUUGUCCCAAUACGUCUCUCGAUUCAUCCCCGACUACUCUACUAUCACUGCUCCACUACGUGCUCUCACUCGAACUGACGCCGAGUGGAAAUGGACGACCGACGAACAAACGUCCCUCAACAACCUGAAAUCAGCGCUAACGGGACAGAACGUAAUGUCCUACUUUGAUCAAAACAAGCCAACUGAAAUCAUCGUCGAUGCCAGCCCUGUCGGUCUCGCUGCCCUUCUCGUUCAAGAUGGAAAAGUCAUCAGCUACGCCAGUCGCGCUUUAUCUGACGUUGAAAGUUGUUACUCGCAGACGGAACGCGAAAUGUUAGCCGUCGCUUGGGGAGUUGAACACUUUCAUCUUUACGUCUACGGCUCACAUUUUCAGAUCAUCACGGAUCAUAAGCCUCUUCUCGGCAUCUUCAAGACCCAGAAACCUGCAACACCGCGCAUGGAUCGAUGGAAACUCCGCCUCAUGCCUUAUAAUUGCCAGUUACAAUAUCGACCGGAAUUUUUCCUUAAAUUCAUUCUUUUUGUAAUCAUGGAAUCUCAGUUUAUGAGUCGUACCAGACAUUAAAACCUGUUUCGACCGGGAUAACUGUACACCAAUCCUAAUAGUAGCACUAUUUUCCAUCCAGCAAACUGACCUGACGUCAUUUUCGGAAGAGAGAAGAGGUGUUAAACCUGUUUUCCACUUUGACCGUAUCGUAGCAUUUUCUUUUGUGUUGAAAUCAUUAGUUCCACUCUAGCGCUCAGGAAACAAAGAAAUACGCUACGUUUCGGUACACGGCAAAAAACGCCGAGCCCGCUGCUCAACAGGAUUGAACAAUGUUUUGCUGCCCACAUUGUUUACACUUGUCAACAAUAUUGAACACUGUUGUUGAGCCUGAAUAUUGUUCAAUAUUGUUGAUAGCUAUGAACAAUGUGGGCAGCAAAACAUCAUCAGUAUUGCAUCAACCUGAGCGUUUUUACGCGUGUACGAUACGGUUGAAGUGGAAAGCGACCUUUAAAUGGCUAUGUAACUAACACAAACCCUACACCUAGUCCCUACUCUAACCCUUAACCCUAACCCCAACCCUAACUCUAACCCUAAUCGAAUUAAUAAAAAAACGCAAAAAAACGACUUUAGAAAAUCGAUAGGGCGGUUUGCUGGAUGGAAAAAAGUGCUAACCGCCAAAAUCAUUGGAAAAUCAUAGGAAAAAACAAGAAAUUGGGCUUCUGUAUGACCCUUUCUGUGCCCUGGUUAUAAUGCGCUACCGCUUAUAACUUUUGGUACAACUGGCCUGAAACUUAAAAUAUUGAUUCAAUUAGUUUAAUAUCAAUAUAUUUAUUGAAAAAUAGCUAUUAUGUCAAAAUAAGAAAACUUAAGAUUCUCACACGAAUAGGCAAUGUUUUUAUGAGCGACUGUUCAUCGUUAGUUGCAAACGACGGUAAUAUAAACAAGGUCAAGGUUUUAUCGAAAGCGAUUGACUGUUAGAUUUCCUUUUAUACUAUUUUAUAACUAAAUAAUGUUAUUUCCUACAAAUUUAGCUUUAUUGUAGCUUUAUCGAAAGUAUAAAAAAAAAACAUGGAAACGGCGAAUUACUAUAGAUUGAAAAUAAUUAUUAAACUAUGAUUGAAAUUAUCGACGUAGAAUACUAUUUCGUUGUAUUAAAUUUCAAUAGUAUAAUGAGAAUUUUGUUUGAUAUUUUAAUAUAUUUCAUGUUAUUUACAAAAUGUACUGUAGUUUUGAAGUUUUGCACACAAUAUAGUAUAUAUUGAGUAUAUAUAAAAAAUUGAGUAUUUUGAUAGCGUAGCCAGGCUUCACGAUAUAAAUGUUAAAAACGACUGAUAAAUAAUCAUUCAUUUUAUGAUUAAUAUUUUAUUGCGAGCACAACUGCUCCAGAAUCACAACAAAUAACAGAAUAUAAGGAAAAUUAAAACCAGCAAAGCUUUAUCUACCUUGAUCUAUUUUUAAAGGCGUUCAAUUAUGUAAAUUUUCCGCGAACACUCGAACAUUUUUCUUUCCCUUUCCUCGAGCAUGAGUGAUGAAAUGCUCGUCGGUAAAACUCGGUAUUUGUCGUAUUUUACGAAUUUGCCACGUGACCGGUACGCUCACCAAUGAAAGUUGCAUGCCAUAUAUGGCAUGCAACAAAAAAUUAGUUAGACCAGCAAUUUGGCCCGCGGCCCGCAAUUGUUUUAACCCGCAGCCCGCAAAACCUGACCCGCAGCCCGCAAAAUAGCUAGACCCUAGUCACUAGACUGCCGGCCAUUUAGUAUUUGAUAAACUGUGACCGGCUGCCGGUCAUAUAGUCACUUUGAUAUAUUAAAUAUUAAAAACGACUGAUAAAUAAUCAUUCAUUGCAAGCACAACUGCUCCAGAAUCACAACAAAUAACAGAAUAUAAGGAAAAUUAAAACCAGCAAAGCUUUACCACCUUGAUCUAUUUUUCUAAGGCGCUCAAUUAUGUAAAUUUUCCACGAACACUCAAACAUUUUUCUUUCCCUUUCCUCGAGCAUGAGUGAUGAAUUGCUUGUCGGAAAAACUCGGUAUUUGUCGUAUUUUAUGAAUUUCCACGUGACCGGUACGCUCACCGCCGCUCACCGCGACACAAAAUUUAGAGCUAUAUGAAAGUUGCAUGCCAUAUAUGGCAUGCAACAAAAAAUUUGUUAGGCCAGCAAUUUGGCCCGCGGCCCGCAAUUGUUUUAACCCGCAGCCCGCAAUUGUUUUAACCCGCAGCCCGCAAAAACUGACCCGCAGCCCGCAAAAUAGCUAGACCCUUAUCUGUUCCUGAGAUUAAUGAGGCGGAGAAAACUAUUGUCAAAGUUGUUCAACAGGAAUCGUUCUCACAAGAACUUGGGUGGAAAAGUUCUUCGGUUAAAAUUUUUAUGAAAUGGAAGCAGUAUUUUCAAGCUAAAGCCAUUUUUAGUGUGAAGUUUCUUCGAAACUUCACAGUAUUGUGAUGACUGGGGGGAAAUUCACACGAAUCAGUCAGUCAUUCAUUCAUUCAGUCAUACAGUAAACUUUCCGGGGGGUGUAUACGAUAUAUGUUCGUAGUGAUUUAUCGUACUUAGUCAGUGCUUUGAAGGUUAUUUAGGCAAUUUCAGUUAACUUAUUUACAUAUUCUGUUAUCCUUUUGCCAAGUUCACAAAAAUAUCGAGGAAUCGCUUUCGUUAUUGUAAUUUUUUGUAAAUUUUAGAACAUUUGCUUCUCAUGUUGUGUAAAGGAUCUUUACCCCGGAACACCCGAUUUUUUCUUUAGUAGCGCAAAUGCGCAUGCGCUAUCAAGCCGUAGAUCACGAUGGCGUGACGAUAUGCUAGGAAGGAGUGACAGUGUUGUUUUCAGAUGUAUAAACAUUUCAGACGUGAAUAUUGAGUAAAUCUUUGAAAAUCUACGCAAAAUACAAAUUGAUCUUAUGCAUUACGGGCGUUCAAUUAAGUGCCGAUAAUAUUUAGACGGUAUAUUCAUUAUACAGAGCUAGGAAGGAGCUAGACAGUGCAGUCAAGUGUGUAAACAUUUCAGACGUAAAUAUUGAGUCGAAUAUCUUGAUUCUAGGCAUUAAUUUAAGUGCCGAUAUUAUUUUCACGGUAUUCUCAUUAUACAGAGGUACAGUACGUAGGCAGAAGCGAGACAGUGUUGUUUUCAAGUAUAUAAACAUUUCAGACGUGAAUAUUGAGUAAAUCUUUGAAAAUCUACACAAUAUAUAAAGUGAUCUUAUGCAUUACGGGCGUUCAAUUUAAUAAGUGCCGAUAAUAUUUAGACGGUAUAUUCAUACAGAGCUACGAAGGAGCUAGACCACCUAGACAGUGCAGUUAAGUGUAUAAACAUUUCAGACGUAAAUAUUGAGUCGAAAAUCUUGAUUCUAGGCAUUCAAUUGAGUGCCAAUAUUAUUUUCACGGCAUACUCAUUAUACAGAGGUACAGUACGUAGGCAGAAGCGAGACAGUGUUGUUUUCAAGUAUAUAAACAUUUCAGACAUGAAUAUUGAGAAAAUCUUUGAGAUUCUACGCAAUAAUACAAUAUAUAAAUUUAUGUUAUGCAUUACCGGCAUCAAUUAAUAUGUAAGUGCCCAUCGAUAUUAUUUAGACCGUGUAUUCAUUAUACAUUGUCAUUGACUGUAUAAGGUGCUACAUCACAGAAUAGAUGGCUACACUCAGUACAAAGAGCGAAAAAUUGCAUCAGAUCUGUACCAGAUCAAUAAAGCAUAAACGGGUAAACGUUUGUACGGUGUUUACGAGGAAAAUAACUUGCGAGACUAAAGAAAUCAGUUGAGUCAGAGCUCCUUAUUUAAAUAAGAAAGACGAGGAGAUAGCCAAUGUGUUAUCGCCAACGUGUUAUCGCCAAUCGCUUUGCUCGCCAACCAGCUUUAUGCAAUAGAAGAAAAAAGCAAGGAGGUACAUGUAGCCAACUUGUACUGUCACAGACCUUCUCUUUGUUUACUGUCUAGCACAACGCCGUUGUCAACGGUGCAAACUCGUGUUCAGUGCAACGAUAACUCUACCAGAUCUUACGAGAAUCAAUCUGUAGUAUUCUGUACACAGAACUGUAUCAAAGCUUGUCAAACCUGCUUUAAUUUAAACACUGCUUAACUGUGAAACUAUUGAAAUCUAAAGUGACAUUAAUGUAUUCAACACAUGCGAAAAGCUGAAAAUAGACGUGACACUGGGAAAAGUCAAAGGUCAAUGAGACUUGUUAUUGUGAAACAUGUCACAAUUAGGUUAAAAUGAGGAAGCGGAUGGAGCGGAUCCACGGAACGAAUAUGCGGACAAAAUACGGAACGGAUGAGGAUAAAAUGCGUCCUUUUAAUGAUGUAACGACGUAGUGCUUAUUAUUCAUAACAUAUCUUAUACAGCUAUUUCAAUUAUAGUUUUAGAUAAAUUUAGCAUAGCAGUAGCCUCGUGCGGAUGCUUUUAGCGACAGCUGCAAAUGCAAAUGCAAAUGAAAAUUCAGUAUAUGCAAAAUUUGGUUGUUGGUGAAACAAUUUAAAUUUCGAAUUGUCGCGUGUAGCAUCACAAUAAAUAGAUAAAUUGCAUCAGUUUCACAAGGCACGUUUCUGAUGUGUUAGGCUUGUUUCAAACGUCACGCUACUCGUGUGCCGAGCGUAUUAAAAGCAAUAAAUAAUGAGAUGAAAUGCCUUUGGUAACUGUUUAUUUCGUAGUGUAAGCCAUCAGCUUUUCUAGGUUGUCGGCGACCCUAUAUAGUUCUUGCAGUGUCUUUUUAAAUUUGAAACUUCACACUAUCCUUGGAUCCCUAGUUAAAAGAAGGAGUUCUACAAGUUGGUGGACGGCUAAAUCGUACAGAUUUGUCUGAUGAUGCGAAACACCAGAUAAUCUUGCCAGUUCGACAUCGAGUUACAGAAAUGAUUAUUGAAGAUUUCCAUUUACAGAAUGGUCACACCGGUAUACAGCAAACGCUCGCAGAAUCGAGGCAGUAUUAUUGGAUCGUGAGCGGAAUUUCGACAGUAAGAAGAGUAUUACGAAAGUGUCACGUCUGUCGACGUCUUACUGGGAAAGUAGGGAGCAGUUGGCAGCACCACUACCAGAAGUGAGAGUUUCAUCAGACGAGCACAGACUCGUAUUUCCGUUUGCUGCCGUUGGAAUCGACUACUUUGGACCUUUAACUCAUUAACGCACAAGCUGUUACAAUGUUUCUACCCCCAAAGUGGACAAGCAAAAUGGCGAAUAUGUGAUUGAAUUCAUGAGCUUUCACCAAAAUGCCAAUAUCUCAGAAACAGUUGCAUGAAAAAAUCUGGUCUUUUCAACCAAAUAUUAUUGAUAUAUGAUUGACCAAAUUUAGUUUAAAUGAACUUGCAUACCUAUAUAUAUCAUUAGUUUUUUCAAUGAGAAUUUUUAUUUGUAAAGCAGUGACAUUUUGUUUUUCAUGUCACUUAUCACCUAAAGGGGCAAUAUCUACAUAAAUUUAUAUAAAAACCAAAAAAAAAAUAUUCACUAAAUUAGUACAUAUCUAUUUUAUAACCAAUUUUCAUCUAUUGGGAUAUGAAUUAGAAAAUGAUCAAAAAUUAUAAAAUAUACUCCUUUGCUUUUUUGGGCAAGAUGUUUACAACAUGAAAUUUAGAACAGUAACUAAGUGUUCAAAUUCAACAAAGUGUGCAAGCCAAAACACAGUGCUUGUACAUCUUUCAAGUUUUUAUAAGGACAUAUGGUACUAGAACCUAUUUAUUUUCAAUAUAAACCAAGGAUGGGAAGGUGAGAAAAUAGGAAUUUUCUGAGGUGUUUUUAACACAGACAAUGACAGCCGACAUUUUCAAAGGCAAAUUGUGGUGACAAAACCAAAAGCUAUUAACCUCUCUGCUCAAAGCACUGAAAAACACCAUAAAAAGAAAAACACCAUAAAAAGAAAAACAUUUUAAACAUACAUCAGGUAAGAAUUUUAGCUCAAUUUUCUCAUGUUUUUGUUGGAAAAGCAACGGUUUUUAGCCAAAAUUAUUUUGCGUGCCAAUGUAGGCUGCUAUAAAAUGUCAGACACGCGUUCUCUUUUGAAGUCUGGCUCUGAAAAACAAUCGCUUUUUUUUAGUUUGAAAUAAGCCUUCAUAAGGACUAUUGUGUAGAAAUGUUAUCUAUAUACUCACAUGAAAAAGAUAACCUAAUAUUCAGGUAUUCCACAUAGCUAUAAAAAGGUGAAAUAAGGACUUUCAUCUUUGGUUGUUUGUCAGACGUGAGAAACCACAAAAGUGCCAUUUUGUCGCACGUGCUAUUUUAUAAAAUAAACACCUCGAAACCAUAAACUUUUAGUUCAGAAAAUUACAAAGUUUUCCAUAGACAGUAUUAAAAAUGUUCUAGUGAAGCGAUUUCAUGAUAAAUAAGUGAGCAAUGGGCCCAAAAGAACUGCUAAGGUUAGUUUUUGUUAGGACUUCAAUUUCAUGGCUUCCCGCAAAGGAAGCCAUUUCAGAGAGAAGCGACAUUUUGCCAAACAACCGUCGCGACCUAUUUUGAUAACUUUUUCUUCUGAUUCAAUGUGUAGUUACUAGAAAAUGAUUUUUCAUCAACAUUAUCUGCUUUAUCGAUUUAAAGUUUUAUAGGGGAUAUAAAAACCAGUAAAAAAGCAUUUUGAAAGCUUUACAACUCAAGUAAAAAAAACAGAAUUAGUGACAAAAAAAAACCAAGAAAAAACAAACAAAACAGAAUUAGUGACACGUCGUAAACUGUAUUGUACUGUGUAUGUCAAUUGUUAAAUACUAAUAAUGUCAAUUGUUAAAUACUGUAAUGUACAACAUACUACGUAUUGUAAUAUUUGUUGUGUCGUAUUAUGUACUCCGUUGUAUAUAUUGUAUACUUUGUUAUCUUAUAAUCAAACUCACUUGUAGCAUAGAAGAGCCACUAUGUGGAAAUGCUAUUAAAUCAUUAUUAUUAUUAUUAUUAUUAAGUGCGGACUUUUUGAGAAUUCGCACGCGGCAAGCAAGCGCGUUUAUUCAAUACACUUAUUUUAAGCCACAAUAUGUCUGAAACGAGUUGUCAUUUUAAGACUAAAUUGAUGAAAAUAGAUAUAACAGUGACUUUGGAAUAUCCUACUUAUUUAGUGUAAUUUAAUACUCGAAGUAUUCUUGCCAAAAAGGUCAAAAAAGGGCACGUACGCACAAUCUGGUGUCGUUUGAAACAUACUUUAGCUAAAAUAACAACUUGAAAAAGAAGACCAACAAUGGGGUUACGAAAACAGUCCAAAUUGUGCCCAAAUUUGCAUAAACAGUUCAUCUAAAAAGAUAACUUUAAACUAGAUUCAACCAACAUUAAUGCGGUCAAAUUUUGUGAGUGUUUGAUCGCAUAUUUCUAUUCAAAAAUACCCUUUAAAAAAUCGUAUCUGCUCACUUGUGUUCCGUGUUCAUCUUUCUUGUGAUUUCCGACUUCUAUUUUUAAUAAAGUUUGGAGAAAUCCUCAUCUUUUUGGCUGAAAAUCUCGCGCAAGGUUCACAGAAAAACUUGGCCCAAAACGUCAAUACAUUCGCUUUCCUUUCAUGCCAAAUUUUCGUUGUAUAUCAUCUGAAAACCUCUUCUUUUUUCGCUUUUAAAACUUGCUGUAAAAUCCUUCUUUGCAACAAUAUCUCCAUUAUUCAUUAUUUUUGAAAAACUAAGGUUUUAAACUUGAAAAACUUUGCGAGUUUCUGACCAAUUUUCUUGCAUGAUACACUGUUGAAAAGCUCGAAUUUCACGUUCUAUUUUCAAAUCCGUUGCUAGGCAACCCGAUAAACACAUGCUCAAAUAUCAUGCCCGCAAGUUGAGGUGUCAUUUGAGGGCGCAUGCGGGCACAUUGUCCGUUACCCACUUGUCAAUCUCAGGGCGCAUACGGACGCAUUGGGCGUUAAUGAGUUAAAUGUUCAUGUAGGACCGAAUACAAGAGCGACGAGGAGGAAUCCAAAAUUGGCGAAGCAUUACGGUUGCAUAAUUAUUCACCUGUUUGAGGUAUAUAGCAGUUCAUGUCGAAGUUGCAAAAGAUUUAUCUAUGGACAGCUUCAUAAAUGCUGUAACAAGGUUCAUUGCUAGAAGAGGGCCUCCAAGAAUAAUUUAUAGUGACAACGGCACAAAUUUUCGUGGAGCCGAGCAACAUGUUAUGAAGGCCUUGAAAGCAUGGAACAAAGAAAAGAUCCAAGGUCAUUUUCUCCAAAGUAAAAUACAUUGGCAUUUCAACCCACCAGCGGCAAGCCAUCAAGGUGGUGUGUGGGACCGUUUAAUUCAUUCCCUGAGAAGAAUGCUUAGGUCAAUGAUUGGCGAACGCUUGCUUGAGGACGAGACAUUGGUCACAUUCCUAACAGAGGUAGAGAAGAUUAUGAAUAACCGCCCGAUCACAUGAGUUUCAGAUGAUCUUGAAGCUUUAACGCCGAAUCAUAUUUUGUUAUUACGGGACAACCUUAGCGUGGCACCAGGAGAGUUCAAGAAAAUCGAUCAGUAUGCUGCGAGAUGGAAACACGUUAACGUUCUUGCAAAUGAGUUUUGGUCGAGAUGGAUGAAGGAAUAUGUGCCAACCCUUCAAGAGAGCAGUGGCGUAGCUAGCGGUCCUGCUGUCCUGCCGGGCGGGACUAGAAAUUUAAAAAAAAAGUGAGGAAAUGUUUUAUAGUGAAGCCGAAUUCACAGCUUUUCUUAUUCUGAAAAUUUAUAAAUAUUUCAGUGCUUUCAUUUAUUUAUUUAAAGUUUACCAAUGUUGCUGUCUGCUCUUUGACCUCUGAAACCCAAAAUUGCUAAUUUCCACGCAAUUGAUUGCUUACUCACGCAAUUUGUAUAAUCGCAUGUCUCGUGUUCCGCUGAUUUUCAUAUGGCGGAAUAUGCAAUACUAUCCUAUAAAAGAAAUUCUGGUUUCUGAUUGGAUAAUUGGUGCAGCGCAUGCUCAGAACGGCUGUUUUUAAUGCCAAGUCCCGCUAUUUUAUAAAGGCGGAGGUUGUCAAGUCAAUUCCAUAUAAUAAAGAACUCCGCGAGUAUUUGCAGUAGAAAUACGAAAAUACCACCAAAAAAUUCAGCUUGAAAGAUUGAACAAUGUAAUAUAGCCAUAUAUUAUAAACUAGCCAAUACUCGGACAGUGUGAACUAACGUAUACCUAUACAAUAUACUCGAACAAUGUAAACAAUGUAUCACUAUUAUUAAGCCAUACCUUUCGCCGAAAUUAUAUAACUUUGGCCACUUUCAACGUUUCUUUUUGGUAUUAGUCUUGUUCGAAUCACAAUCUAACACACUAUUUAGAGUGUUGUGUUCAAGCUUGUAUCUGCAGAUUUGCAUCUUUUAUUUUGGUAUUUCAAAAUAUCUAAAUUUUACGCGAGAGCUUUGACCGGAGGUUCAAGUUCAAAUAGCCAAAACAAUGCGAUGUUUACACCCUAGCACUCGGGAAACGUCGGAAAUCAAUUAUAAAGGUCAAAUUACUCGUGUAGCGUGAUUUGCAUGUGCAUCGGGCUAUACAAUUUUUUUGUAUUUUACCAAGGCAAAAUACUCUUGUUUAAAUAGAGGUGUUUUGAAACUUCGGCGGGACGAUUAUUUUCAGCCAGCUACACCACUGCAAGAGAGACAAAGGUGGUUUCAACGACGUCCAAAUUUCAAGGAAGGUCAACUUGUACUAGUGGUGGACAACAAUCUUCCAAGAGGAAAAUGGUCAAAGGGAAUUGUUGAACAUGUCUUUCCAAAUAGCUUUGGAGUUGUACGUGAAGUGUUUGUGCGUACUGCGACAGGAAUUAUCGAAGGGACAUAAGAAAGUUAUGCCUGUUAGAAGAGGAUUUGAUACGAGAAAUUGAACAAAAAUCUUAGAGAAGAUUUGGGGGGGGAGAGUGUAAAUAAUGCAUAAUUAACUUAUUUAUAAUCGCGAACUUUCGUGAACAGUCGGCCGUGGUCGGAACUAGUGCCCAUGCUUCUUCAUGGCGAAUAUAUAACGCGGCCGGCCGCCAUGUUUUUCUAACAUUGGUUAUUUGACAUUACACAGUAAAAAGGGGGGAAAAAAUAGAACUUUUACUAAUAUUUAGAACAUUAGAAUGUCUCAACGACAAGGUAAAGGAACUAUUCAUUUAUAGAUAGUAAUUUUUCCAUUAUUUAACGUUUAAUUAUUGUAUUUAGUUUAAAUCGAAUUCGAAUGAAUAUCGUAUGUGAACUUGUCGAAUAUUGAUUAACUGGAGCAGAAUUUACAAACGUUGUCUUGUACAUGAGCAUAGCUUUCAUCUGUGUGCUACGUUCUUCAAGUGUUACCCAGCAUAUAGAUUUCCUAGCCAAGUUAGACAAAAAAAUUUAAUCACUUUUAAAAUAUUUUUAGGGCAUAAUAAGUGUUUUUUAGACUUCAUCCAUUUGGGUAAAACGCGGAUAAGACCUUUAAAUAACAUAUUAUGAAAAACUAAAAGCCGUCCGUCCAUCAUCCGUUUGUCCAUCCGUCCGUAUCCAUGUUACCUUAAAUUAGUUGAAAAAACCUACACUUGCGGGUUUUUCGAAGACUUCAAAUUUCGAUUGUCUUUCAAUCUCGUUCCCAGAGUAUGCCUGUUCGCGGGUUAGGUAGUGGCAUGACUCUGGGGAAAUCGAAUUUUUUUAUCCAAAAUGAGAUAAAUGGUGCAUGCGCUUUUAUUGCUUUUGUUUAUUCCGCUUACUAAAUUCGCGCGGGCACACGCUCACAAUCGAUAUUGUUUUAAACAAAGAUUCUCAUCAGAAUAUAGUGUAAAGGUGCUUUAAAUCGUGCUACUAUUAAAUUAUAUUCAAUGGAAAAUACUAAAUGUGCUAUGAAAGCUGUUCUAGCGAAAAGAGGGCUUGAAUAUUCAUUAAAAGACGAGACAUUCAAAUGUAUCUCGGCCAUUUGUAAAACGAUGAAGAUGUUUUGGUUGUUUUGCCAACAGGUUAUGGGCAUAUUAUGGCAAAUAUUAAAAUAUUUCAGCUGCUACCUGACGUGUACGACAUGUUACUUGGCGUAACUAAUUCUAUCGUGAUAGUCAUAUCUCCACAUGAAUGACCAAGGCAUUUCUGCAUGCAUGAUAGUAUGUCUACUAUGUCAAAGUAUGAUACAUACAAGGCCAUUCUGUGCUACACUAUAUUCAACCUCGUUCCCAGGUAUUAUGGUGAUGGCAGCGAUAUCAAAUUACCAUUGGAUCGACAUGAGAACCUGACGUUUAAGCUGUUCUAUAUGCACCCAGAAAUGUGUGUCUAUGACAAGAAAAUACAAGCUUUUUUCAACUGUAUACUGUAAACCUCUGAAUAUAAUGCUCACUUCAUUCCAAAUAUAAGCCCCCCUGAAUAUUAGCCCCCUGAAUAUAAGCCCGGUAUCCCACUUUGUUAUUUAACAUUGACAUUGUCUUUAAAUAUAGCAGAGAACGAUAUUUGAAACACUGUCAUUGUCUUUAUAGCUUACUAUGUUAAUGGAAGUGUGUUAUUAAUACAUGUUUAUUUUCCUAUUUAUGAGUGACUGACUUGUUUAUUACUGUUUUUAAACUUAUUUAAUUCGCAAAAUAUACGGAAAACAGACGUGAAAUUUAACAUAAACAAAAAUUUACAAAAAUAUAAAGUUACUUUCGUUUUGUACAUAUUCGGGGAGUCCAAGCCCCUGCAGUUCCUAGAAACAGUCUCUUUCUCAGUAAUAAUCAGUUUCUACUCUGGAACAUCCUCCCGCCCGAUGCAGGAAGUGCAUCAACUUUCAUUAACUGACAAAUGUCAACAAACUAGCUAAUUAUUGUUCAAUGUUUACUUUAGUCCUGCUGCUAUGUCAGCAUCACAAGUUUCUAACAUGUGUAGUCUUUGUACAGGACGACGGGUAUGGCGGCCUGAGGGCAAACGUAACAUUACAGAUCGGAUCAGACCUUCUCUUCCUUCAUGCGUUGCCUCAACACGGGCUUUCGGCCAUUGUCCUCUUGGAACAUUAUCCUCACUUACGAGUACUACAUCACCAACAUGCAUUUUUCGACCAAUAUCGAUCCAUUUCUUCAAAGUGGUUAACGACUUAAGAUAUUCCGCAUUCCAUCGCUUCCAAAAUCCAUUUACCAAACGUUGAUGAUAUUGUAAUCGUUUCUUUAAGGCGUUGGAAGUGUGCUCCGUAACUUUCGUAUCUUUGCUUGGAACCGCCUGUAAAUUUCUCCCAAUGAGAAUCUGGGCUGGCGUAAGGGCCUUUAAAUCAUUUGGUUCAGCUCCAAUGUAAGUAAGAGGACGACUGUUAAUUUGAGCCUCGAUCUCCGUCAGAAUUGUGGUCAUUUGCUCGGCGUCUAACAUUGCAUUUCCAAAGAUUUUCUUCAGCGGCAACUUAACACUUUUCACGAGACGUUCAUAAAAUCCACCCCACCAAGGGGCUCUGGGUACUAUGAAUUUCCAUUGAAUCUUCUUCUCAGACAAAGCUGUACGGAUUUCUUCGGAUUCCAGGAUUCGCCAACAACUCUGUAACUCUUUUUUAGCACAUUUGAACGUUUUUGCAUUAUCUGACCAAAUAAUACUACACAUGCCUCUUCUCACAACCAUACGUCGUAACGCCAGCAAAAACCGUUCAGUUGUCAUGUUGCUUACCAAUUCUAAGUGUACUGCACGAGUGACAGCACAAGUAAAAAGGCAAAUAUAUGCCUUUUCACCACGGUUCUUAAGAUACAAAGGUCCAGCAAAGUCCAAACCAACGUUUGUGAAUGGAGGUGCAGGUACAAUUCGGUCAGCUGGAAGAGGUGCCAUUUGUUGAGAGACAGGCUUGGUGUAAAACUGACGACACACUAUACAUCUCUUUACGAUUUUGCGGAUCGUAGCUCUUCCUUUUAUCAACCAAAAUCUUUGACGGACCACUGACAAUGUAUGCUCAACGCCAGCAUGCAUUUCACGACGGUGAAUAGCUUGAACAAAUAAUUCUACAGCAGGAUGAUCACUAGGUAAAAUAAUGGGAUGUUUCUCCUCCUCGGGCAACUCAGCUUUAUGGAUUCGGCCACCAACACGAAGCAAACCGGUAGACUGACACAAGAAAGGAUUCAAGUUUCUUAAUUUACUAUCGUUCAAUGCUUUACUUUGUCGAAUCAACGAAAUUUCCUCUGAAAACCGUUCUAUUUGGAUUCGAUUGACCAACCAACGUUCUGACUCUUGGAUUUCUAAUCCAGUUAAGACAUUUUGUCUUCUUUCGUCCUGCUUAACUUGAGCAUUGUGGAUAAAUCUCUUUAUCCAUGCUAUGGUUCUCAAUAACUUAUUGUACUUGCUGAAUCUGGUAAAGUCAAUAAAUAUCUCUUGUGGUUGUAUGACAUAACUAUUGAUACUGGCUUGAUGCUUUCUCUCAAUCUCAACAUGUUCAUUUAAAGAUGCCGAUCGUAGAUCCUUUGGCCAUUCUUCUUCAGAACUUCUCAACCAGGCAGGUCCUUCCCACCAUAACCGACUUUCUUUCAAUUCAUUCGAAGACAUUCCUCUAGUGGGUACAUCAGCCGGGUUCUGUGGUCCAGGGCAGUAUCUCCAGACCGAUGGAUCUAACAGCGAUUGAAUUUCCAUAACGCGAUUCGCAACAAAUGGUUUCCAUUGUGAAGGUGAACCACGUAUCCAGUGAAGAGUGGACGAGUUAUCAGUCCAACAGACAAUACGAUCAAUUUGGCAGUCCAACGCAUUGCGAACAUAAGUGCACAAUCGAGCAGUAAUAACUGCAGCCAUCAGUUCCAAUCUCGGCAGGGUAACUCUUUUAACGGGUGCUAUUCGGGUUUUAGACAUAACUAGACUGGUUGAAACAUGUCCCUCAACAGACAAAGCUCGUAGAUAGACUGCAGAUGCAUAUGCAAGCUCCGAUGCAUCACCAAAUGCAUGAAGUUCUAAUCGAGAAUAGCGAUUCAUGGGCAACUCUACAUAACACCGUGGAAUGGCAAGGUUUUCAAGAUCGUUGAUCUCCUUCAGCCAUUGUGUCCAUUUUCUGCAGGUUUCAGUAGGUAUUUCGUCAUCCCAUCCAAUGCCUUGGGUCCACAGACUUUGUAACAACAUCUUUGAUCUCACAGUGAAUGGUGUGAUUAAUCCAAUUGGAUCAAAAACUUUAGCAGCGCACGAAGCCACCUGUCUCUUUGUGUAUGUCUCAAUCUGUGGUUGACCAAUUUCAAUUAUAUAUGUCAAAGCAUCUUUGUUUGUGUCCCAUUUCAGACCAAGAGCUUUCGUAAUUGAACAAUUCUCUGGAAAACUUUGGUUAAGGUUGAUGAGACUGUUAGGUGCUCUAUCUUCUUCAGGUAUAACUUCUAAAAGCUCUCGAGAAUUACUUGACCACUUGGUUAAGUUAAAUGCCGCCUGCGCCACCAACUCCUUCGUACUUUGUUGCAGCUCUCUCGCUUCAUUAACUUCGUCUCGACAAAAGGCAAAAUCAUCAACAUAUGUAUUCUUAAGAAUUUCAUCACACACUUCAGGAUACAGUUCUUUAUUUCUCUGUACAUGCUCUUGGGUAAUACAUACUGUAUUGCCAAAAAUGGACUGGCAAUAACCCCAAAAGUCACUCUAGUCAUUCUGUAAACUUUGGGAGAUGCUUCAAGAUCAAGGUCUCGCCACAAAUACCGAUGAGAAUCUCGAUCUUGUUCUCUUAAACUGAUCUGCAAAAACAUUUUCUCAAUAUCACUUGUAACAGCGAUCUUCUUCUUUCGGAAACGCAAAAGAAUACCACAUAGAUCUGGUUGUAAAGCUGGACCAGCUUCGAUACAACUGUUCAGUGAUGUUCCUUCACUAUCUUUGGCAGACGCAUCAAAUACAACUCUAGUUUUAGUUUUCUGUCUGUCCUUCCGAAUAACAGCAUGAUGUGGGAGAUAAAAUACUGGUCGAUUAUCAACUGGCUUGAUUUCAUUGGCUGGUACUUCUUCUGCAAUACCAUCCUCCACAUAUUUGUUAAUGGUAUCUUGGUAAAUCUUCGCUUUCAAUGGGUCUUCAAGAAGCCUUUUCUCCAAACUAUACAGCCUUCUUUCUGCUUGAAUAUAAUUGCUCUUCAAUGUCACUUGGUUUUCUUUCCAAGGUAUGGAAACUUCAUAACGUCCGUCCUUAAAGGUCAACGAUUCCUUAAAAUUGUUCAAAACAGUUUCUUCAGUUUUAUUUUCUUUUUUUUAAUUUUUUUUCUUCAGUUUCGACCGCAUCAGCUGGAUGACAUAUCUCUGCAGUGGUGAGUGCUUCAAACUCUCGUGAACACCUGGGCCUGUCCACAGGUGCUAGUGUGCAGGAUAUUCUCUUUCGAAGACAUGCUUUAUCUUGCUUUCCACCAAAGCCAGACACAGAAAUUUUAACACUAGGUCCAUCGAGACCUAACUCUUCUAUAACACUUUGCUUUAUAAAGGAGGUUUGUGAACCUGAAUCAAGAAAACAGCGAACAACCUUUGAGUUCCCAUUAGAACCACACAAAACAGCUGGGACUGUUUGUAGAAUCACCUUUCCAAUGUCAUCAGUUCCAACUGAAUUGGCUGUUACAUUCUUUGAAACAUUCUUUGAUGCAUCCUCUUGACUUGCAGACUGACCUUCUGUGGCUUCAGUCUUGUCUGCAUGUGUUCUAUUUGGGGGCAGCUGGUCUGUGUGGAGAAGGUGAUGGUGACGACCUCUACAACGCUUACACAAUGUCUUUCGACUACAGCUGUUCGACCUAUGACCACCUUCCAAACACAGGAAACACAGACCUUUAGCACUAACUUUCCGGAAUCUCUCUUUCACUGUCAAUGAAAGGAAGUUAAUGCAAGACCACACAUUGUGAUCCUUACCACAAACAACACACUCUUUUUCUUGAGUUUGAGUAGACGAACACAACGCUGAUGUUGAAGACCUUCUAAAUGAUGGAUUUUUGUGAAAUCCUUCCUUCAAAGAAAUAUUCUUUGGAGGUUUGGAUUCUACAUUAGGGGCUUGUGUACUAGAUUCCUUUGCCCUUAUGACUUGCUCUAAGAAAGUAAAGAGUGUUUUUAUAGGCAAACAGUCCUCUUUCUUAUCUCCAAUUUCAAGCUCCCACUUUUCCACAAGUUUUUUUGGUAGCUUAUCAACAAUCAAAGGAACCAAUACUGGUGCCAAGGUUUCAGAGCUGUACUUCUCUCCCAUUGACUCAACCGAGCGAACAUGCCCGACUACUUUAUCAUAAAACACUCUCAUAGAUGUUGCAUCUUCAGCACUCAAUCUGGGUAAAUGGAUCAAACCCCUCAUAUGGGCAUCUAAGAUCAACCUUGAAUGACCAAAUCUUUCCUUCAGAGUUGACAAAACAGAUUCAUAAUUCUCAGCCACUAUUGAAAAUCCCUUAACCGACACAGCAGCUACACCUUUCAGUGAUCGCAUAAUGUACUCUAGUUUUUGCACAUCAGCUAAAGCACUAUUAUCCGCAAUGGACACUUUAACAGACUGAUAGUAUGACUGCCAACACAAUAUAUCCCCAUCAAAUGUUGGUAAUUCAAUCUUUGGCAGUCUAACUUGAACUUUACAUGUGGACCCCAAACUUGACCCACUCUCGUUAGACCCAUUGCUGUUCUCAGCAUGUGUAUUAACACUUCAAUACUUUGUCAUUCUAGCCAUAUAAUCCAUAACUCUCAUUUCAUACUCAUUGUGUGCUGCACAUUCACUAUCAAUUUCACUGUCUUCCAAAUAUAUAGAAAGCGAGGCUUGUACCUCUGUUAAAUCAUUCCAUUUACUUAAAAUAUUAUCUUUCAGUACCUGAACUCUAGCAUGACUAUUUUCCUCUGCAAGCGCUUCAUCAAUCAACUUUAAACUGUCCGUCACCGACUUCCUCAUAAAACGUCGCUUCUUUUUCACGCCUUCUAGCUCUUUCGACAUGCUUCCAACAAGCAAUAAACACUAUUUAUUAACGCCAAUCGUUAAGUACUAAACUUUUGUUCUAUCCGACACGAAGGACCAUGUGUUUAAACUUAUUUAAUUCGCAAAAUAUACGGAAAACAGACGUGAAGUUUAACAUAAACAAAAAUUUACAAAAAUAUAAAGUUACUUUCGUUUUUAGUGUCAAGUUUCUUCGAAACUUGACAAGUAUUGUGAUGAGUGGGGAAAAUUCAUAUGAGUCGGGGAUCAGGCAUAAUAGUGUAAACUUUCCGGGGGGGUGUAUACGAUAUAUGUUCGUAGUGAUUUAUUGUACUUAGUGCUUUGAAGGUUAUUUAGGCAAUUUCAGUUGUCUUAUUUAAAUAUUCUUUUGUCCUUUUGCCAAGUUCACAAAAAUUUUGAGGAGUGGUUGUCGUUAUUGUAAUUUUUUGUAAAUUUUAUAACAUUCGCUUCUCAUGUUGUGUAAAAGAUCUUUACCCCGGAACACUCGAUUUUUUCUUUAGCAGCGCAAAUGCGCAUGCGCUAUCAAACCGUAGAUGACCUACGAUGACGUGACGAUGCUAUGUUCAAUGGCACAAUGCAAUAUUCAAAUGCAACGAGAACAUCACCAGAUCUUACGAGAAUCUAUCUGUAUCAAAGCUUUAUCAAAACUGCUGUAAACUCUGCUGUAACUGUGAAAUUAUUGACAUCUAAAGUGACAUUAUUGAAUACUUGCGAAAAGCUGAAAAUGACUCAUAUAAAAAAAAACAUGAUCUUGGCAAUAUAAAGUCAAAGGUCAUUGAGACUUGUUAUUGAGAAACAUGUCACAAUUAAGUUAAAAUGCGGAUGCGGAACCUAGCGGAUCCAUGGAGCGGGUGCGGAACGGAUAUGGGGAUAAAAUGCGUCAUUUAAAUGAGUUUUUUCGCCUCAUUUUUAUGUGUCUGUGUUUUAGUCCGUGUGUUGUGACCUCGAAAAGUGCCUAGAAAACGAUUUUCAUUAAGCAUGUCUUAGAUCUGAAAUAUUUUUACGGGAACUAACACUUUCGAACACGCUGAGUUCAAAUCCGAAAAGUUCCCACUCCGUAGACCCGCAGUUUUUUCACAAAAUGCUAUUUUAUCUUCACUAAUUUCACAACAAAUUUUUUCAUUGUUCAACAUCACGGAUCGAUGACGAUACACGAUUAUGUCACUCAAAAGGACCAAUUUCUAUUAACCAUUCUUCCUUUUAACAAAAGACCGGUUUCGCUCGAAUCAUUUUGAGUUAUGUAAUCUUAUGCGUGUUGGACGUAAACAACAUAUCUUGUCUACAACUUUGAGAAGGUACAGAUAAUUUCUUCUAAUAUCCUUAGUUCUGGAUCUAUUUCUAUAAAAUCACAAGGACGUUAAUGUCAAGUCUUUGGGCUAUGUCUCUGGGCUGAGAAAUAAUUCCUUACAUGCGAUCAAAAUGUUUUAUACAAAGAUAUAAAACGGUAAUCUAUAUGUAAUGGAUCAGCACUGAAAUUUCCAACACUGUUUCCAAGACGUAAUUCAAGAGAUAACUUAUCAUUGCAUUUGAACUAUUACAUCAGUUGGUGUUAUGCUGUGCGAUCAGCGAGUAUUAUUGGAAAGAGGGCUUCUAUAUACGUCGAAAUCAUCAAAUAAACAGCUCAGGCACACAUUUCUCCACUUCGCGGUAAGUUUACAGAGCGUAUUUUAUACUUUGUGACUGAUCUUUGUCUUUGAUGUGAACAUUUAUUCUUAUAGUUUAAGGUUAUUUAAGAUUGAUCCUGUCGUAAGUCUUCUACCUGCAACCAUUCGACAAUAUUUCGUUUUAGCGUUAUCUUUGCCGUUACGUUGGCUUCGCGUUACUUUUGUUUUAAAUAUCUUGAUCGCGUUAAAAGAGUAAUUUUUCAGGCCAGUGACAUAGCUAAAAGACUUGACAUUAACGUCAUUGUGAUUUUAUAGAGAUAGCUCUAGAACUGAGGAUUUUUGAAAGCGUUAUCUGUACCUUCUCAAAGUUAUAGACAAGAUAUGUUGUUUACGUCCAACACGCAUAAGAUUACAUAACUCAAAAUUAUUCGAGCAAAACCGAUCAUUUGUUAAAAGAAAGAAUGGUUAAUAGAAAUUCGUCCUUUUGAGUGACAUAAUCGUGUAUCGUCAUCGAUCCGUAUCGUUGAACAAUGAAAAAAUUUGUUGUGAAAUUAGUGAAGAUAAAAUAGCAUUUUGUGAAAACUGCGGGUCUACGGAGUGGGAACUUUUCGGAUUUGAAUUCAGCGUGUUCGAAAGUGUUAGUUCCCGUAAAAAUAUUUCAGAUCUAAGACAUGCUUAAUGAAAGUGAACGAUAUCGGGUCACAACACACGGACUAUUUUGGAUUUAUGUUUUUUGUAAUGGGUUGCAACGUCAUAUUAACUACAGCGUGUCCCCAAAAAAGUACCCUUAUAACAAUAGGAUAGAUACUUUCUAUAGAGGGUACUUUUUUGGGACACACUGUAUACGUAGUUAUACAGCUAUUUCAAUUAAAGAGUGUCACUGAGACAAUAGUUAAAUGUGCAAUAUGGGCGCUGAUAGUUUUAAACAAGUUUAGUAUAUCAGUAGCCUCAUGGGGAUACUUUCAGCCAGGGUCUUAGCUAGAGGGCCGUGUUGGCCGUGUUAUCGCGGCCGAAAGUGGAAAAACACGGCUAGAUAAAUGAACGCGGCUUCAUUAUUUAUAUAAGGCCGUGUAGGUUCAUAAAAUAUAGUGUUACUGCUAACAACAGACAUAAUUUCUUCCUAUUUACGUCGUGAGAAAGUUUGGAAAAUCUACUGUAGUUGUUGAAAUUGGCAAAACUGAUCCGUGAUGUUGUAAUGUUUUGAUGGAUAAUGGGAACUGUAUGGUGUUAAAGUGGUUUUAAGGUUACUUCACACGAUGAACGUGCGUUUUAGUCUAUUGGACAUUGCUCAAUGAAUUUUAGGUGUAACUUUACCACAUUUUCAGUGAAGAAAGCCAGGAAAAUGCUGAUUUCGAAAAUUUUCAUUUGAUGGGUGUUCUGUUUAAACAUUUUCAGUAUUGGCUGACUGAGUAAAUAUGUAGGUACCUUCAUAAAAAAAUCAAAAUAUUUUUAUAGUUUACCUCAACGGUUGUCUAGAUAUCGCAAUUCAAAUCUUCAUAGGCAUGGUAAAAAAAACGUGUGCGGAAAAUUUCUCUUCUUUAGUGGUUUUUCUGAUAUGCCCUGAUUCUUGGAUUUGUCACUGACAAUUCACGAAGUUGUCAAAGAAAACGUGAUAUCAGAAAAACCAUUGAAGAAGAGAAAUUUUCCGCACACGUUUUUUUUACCUUACCUAUGAAGGUUCAAAUCGAUAUAUGUAGACAAACGUUGAGGUAAACUAUAAAUAUAUUUUGAUUUUUAUGGGAUACUUAUGUAUUUCUUUAGUCAGCCAAUACUGGACAUGUUUAAACAGAACACCCAUCAAAUGAAGAUUUUCGAAAUCAGCAUUUUAUUGGCUUUCUUCACUAAAAAUUUGGUAAAGAUACACCUAAAAUUCGUUGCGCCAUGUUCAAUAGACUAAAACGCACGUUCAUCAUGUGAAGUAACCUUAAAUAACCCCAAGAGUUGCUGAAAUAACUUAAUAUUUUAAUGUCGGUGCGCAAUAUGAGUGUAUGCUCGCCUUGUAUUUGGUUGCAAAGCAUAGAACAACCACAAGCAUUAUUGUUGGCAAGCUUAACUAGAACCGUGAUUUUGCUAUUCAAGGUAAUUGACAUGUGCACGCCCUGGUCAUUAGAAACACGCCCAAGAUCUAAAAUCCUAGCUAAGACUCUGCUUUCAGCGACAGCUCCCAAUGCAAUUGUAGUUUUAGAAUAUACAAAAUUUGGUUGCUGGUGAAAGAAUUUAAAUUUCGAGUUGUCUCGUGUAGCAUCACAAUAAAUAAAUAAAUUGUACCAGUUCCACGAGACACAGCGAAGGAAGUGACAAUAAAUUGUUUCUCUCGUAAAAACUGUGAUAUAUUGCGCAUGCGCUUUGGGAGUUUUAGGAACAUGUGCGAGAGCGAUAAAGGAAAGGUUGUUAUUCAGUUUUCUAAGGACAUUAAAAGUUGAGUUUGAGUUGUAUAACAGUGCAUUUCUGAGGAUAUAACAAAAACCUUGUUCUAAUCCACAUUUUUGAGUAACGUGCAGGGUUGGUAUGUUAGAUGAAGAAUUAGGCCAAAUCGUAUUAGUGCCGUUAUUGAAAACAAAUAAAACAAAAAAAAAACACGCUAAGACAAAAAAAAACAAAGGCCUAAUGUGACGUUGUUUGGCCUAAUUGUUCAGCAAACCUAUUAACCCGCUAGCCCCUACGCAGUUCUUCCCGAUCUUAUUCAAUUUGAAACUUUACACUAUCCUUGGUUCCCUAGUUUAUUUUUUUGCAGUUGUUUAAUUGAAUUUAAUCCAAAUCAUUUGAAGAAAAUCAGAGAUGAAAUGCCCUCGUGGUAUUCAGUGCUAUCGUAACAAAAGAGGAACAUUUGUUUGCUUUUUGAAAUGAAAUAGAACAUAUAAUUAUAUCAUUUUAAUGACUUGCUUCCGAUUUUCAGAGAGGUCUUGGAAACAUUAUUAUAAAAUAACAUGUAUAUAACACACGGAAGACUACCGUGUUGUUAUUUUAUAAAACAAUUACUUUAUGGUUUCCGUGUUUGGAUGGACUGAUCCAAACACUUGGGAAUGUUGCUCGAGUUAAGAAAAGCGGGCAAAAUCACUCGCCUUCGGCUCGUGAUUUCGCUCGCUUUUCUUAACUCUCGCAACAUUCCCGCGUGUUUGGAUCAGGCCAUCCAAACACGGAAACCAUAAAGUAAUUGUAUAUUAAUUGUUGAUACUUUUGAAAUAUUCAGCAACUUGCCGAUGAAAUUUUUAUAAAAUAUUGCCAUAAAAUAUAUAACAUUCCAGCCUAGUCCCAGUCGUUCUGAAGCAAGCGCCAGAAAAAAGUGGAUGUAGUACGAGACUGGGACCUACGUGUGACGUCACCAGGUAUAAAACUUUUAAGACUUAUUUAAAUAUAUCAAAGCAGCGAAUAGAGAGAGAGCUGGGACUAGGCUGAUAACAUUCUAAGGCAUGGGUUUUCAACUUGGGGGACAUGUCCCCGAGAGGGGACAUUUGGCAAAUUCCUAGGGGACACAAACUGGUCUAGGACUGAGAAAACAAUAGUUGAAUACAAUAGUUGAAUACAAUAGUUUGCACUAUAAACAUGUUUGCUUGACUUUGUAUCUAUUAUUUAAAUUUAAAUCAUUUACUAUUUUACUAACUAUUUCGAAAUUCGUGUUUUUGAUAGACUUCAGUGGGCAAUUUCUUUUCAGGGGACGUGGUAAUUCAAUCAUGUGAAAUCGGGGACACAUGAGAAAACCAGUUGAAAACCGUUGUUCUAAGGCUAUAUAUAUAUAUUGAUACUAUUGAUACUAUAGUGCUGUUCCAACGUACAAUAAUGUGAAAAAAAGAAAAAAAGAGAUGAAAAAGUUUUUUCAUCAAGUGAGAAAAAUUUCCGGAGAAACUUUCCAAAAUUGUUGUCGCUCCAAUAUUGUUUAGGUCCAUUUUUUUAAGUAUUUUAUAAAGCGUAUGCUAUGUAUGUGCUGAGAAGCUAGUUUUGUUGGCAUGUGGAAAGCAAAAGUAGCGAAGGUAAAGAGAUUAAAAUUGGAUUUAGUGCGUAUUUUUGAAAAAAUUUUACCACCAAAUAUGGUAGUCCCCCCCCCCGUCGAUGACACUUGUGACGUCAGGUACAUACGGGACUUUGGGGGCGGGUUUUGGCGGGAAAAUCUGUAAUGUUUGGAGAAGACAAGAUGGCGCUGGUUACCUCGUGUCAUAUCAAAGGGCAUUUUUGUUCACAAAUACCCGCUUAUUUUACGUUAUAGCGACUGGUUCGUUUUGGAAAUUAUAACUCAAUGGACGGGGAAAAUGAUUCUGUAUUAAAGAGAAAAUGAUGUGCAGUUAUUGUGAUGUUAUUUGUUGUGAAAGACGGCCCGAAAUUUCGCUACUUCGCAGUACUGGUUUAUAAAACAUUUACAAGCAACAGCAAUUGAACUAUAUGACAAAGAAACCAAUGUAUACAAGCCAAUCAAGUUCUUCAGUUUAAAGGUCUGUUUACUUUUUAAUAAUUAAUUCAUUUAGUUGUACAUUAAUACGAAGUACUGGAACAGUACGCCUAGUCACAGAAUAGGAAGAUAUACCCAUUGAACUAAAAAUAACUGGAACGAUACCUCCAGCCGGAAAUGUGAAGCCAUGCCCACUGUUGUCAUGCCCAGUAGGCUGUUGCGGUAUAUCGAUAUACCGAUAAUUAUCGGGUUUUUUUAUAAAUACCGAUUACUCGAUAUUGAAAUUUUCGAUAUAUCGGAAUAUCGAUAUUUUUUGGUAUUAUCUAUAUCACGUUUAUGUUUGUAUAUUUAAACGUCAUAUCAAACUUUUUCAAGCGCUGAUUGGAGUUAUUUCAGAACGACAAAGACGAUCAAUGUGCUAAUGCACCUAUCAAUGUUAACCCCAAGGGGGGGGGGGGUCAGGCAAAGGGUGGGGAUUUGAUCAAUCAGGUGGUCCCAUGGGUCGGGAUUUGGACUGACACUUUUUUCUACGUGGCCCGAGGGUGGGGAUUUUUGACAGAUUAACAGUGAUCUCAGACGAUAUACUGAAGAAACCUGAGCCAAUUUUAGAACAAACUCUGACUCGUCCCCAGUCGCCCGCGUUGUAGCUGUCAACGCCUAACCCGCGAACGGGCAUAUCCUCCCGCACUAAAAGGUAACGAGGGACUGUGGAAGAGUCAGGAACAAACUGAAGACUGGGCACUAGUUUAUCGCUCGCUGUCUCGCGCGUUGUUUUUACAAGAAAUAUGGAGAUUUCUGGACAAGAAAUAAACACUUAAAAGCCAUUUUAUAAUUAUAUUAAUAUCGAUUUAUACUUGUAUAUUAAAAGUUCACGUUAUGUACUAUUUAAAACACGAGUAGGAGUGUGUUUUAUCAGAUAUCAAACGCAAGGCGCACAACUUAAAAUACGACUACAAAAGAAUACUAAUUAGGGCGAACAAUUUAGAAUACUGACAAUAUAAUUAUAUAAGAAUACUGUGUUUUAUUAGCCUGUGUUCUAGUCCACUACACUAGAUCUACACUACACCAUGGUGUGGCGCAAGGUAUAUAAAUUAUUAAUGAGUAUUUUAAGUUAUUUUGAAACGUUCUUUAUGUUUGUUAUACUUUUAAGUUAUACCGCCAAAUGUAUUUGUGUAAUUUCCCUAUCACCUGACAUAUAGAGUGCACCAGAAACCAAAUACUUCAGUAAUACAAUUUCAUCCCGGGGGUGGGGAAUUUUGCCCAGGAAUUUUCUCCCGAGGGAGUGGCAUUUGACAUUUUUUUUUGUAAAAAUGUCAAAUCCCCACCCCUUGCCCGACCCCCCCCCCUCCCUCGGGAUUAACAUUGAUAGGUGCAUAACUCUGCGGAAAAAUCUGUAAAUUAAGGUUAGAGCGUGAUCUAAAACGUGUUUGUUUAUACGUUGGCGUUGCAAGGUGUAAUAUGUCAUUUCGCUUAUCAAAAAGUGAACUUUUAGAACGUAAACAACGGUGGAUUACAAAUGUUUUAGAAAAACAAAAACUAACCUCAUUGACAUUGGACAUUGACCCAUUGUUUACCUAGUGAGAUAGGACGAUCUUUGUUUCGAACUCGCAGUUGAAUAAAAUGUUUUGAAACAAUUUCCCGGUCAAAAAUAUCACACAUGAUUCAGGCGAUGCGGUAAUCAAUGCUAAUAAGUAAUAUGCAUUUUCAAUUCUUAAAGUGGACAUUUCACAGGCUACUGAUCACUGGCCUCACACUUUAGUGAAAAUAUCACGCACCCGAGGAGUCAAAGUUGUUAUAUCGUGGCUGUUUGGCAUCAUUUGAAAACAGAAAAUUUUGCAUAAAAUUAAGCAAAUUUUGCAUAAAAUUAAGCAAAUUUUGCAUAAAAUUAGCUAAGCAAAAUUCAAUCACAAAAAAUAUCGGUGUUAUCGGUAAUUUUUUUUCCCGUAUCGGUUUUCGUUUUUUUUCAAAUACCGCAACAGCCUAAUGCCCAGGCAUGCCCACUGUUGUCAUGCCCAGUCUUUUCACGUAACAGAAAUGAACGCGGGUUUUUUAAAUUUCCAAAACUGGGUAAAAAAAUGCACUAAAACAUGAUUUAAAACGACGUAAAAUGCACCUACCAGUACAUUUUUUACAAUAAAAACAUCCUUCAAAACUCUAGAGUAAAAUAUUUUUAAUUUAUUUGUGUAGAAUUCAUAAUUAAAUUUCCUUUUUUGAAAAAAAACGUUGAGCGAGGAGUGGAGCUUGCCGUGUUCUAAUCAUAAGUAUUUGUGUGAAUUUCCCUAUUUUGCUCAUUCGUUUUCCAAUUUAUUCGUCUGAAAGUUAGGAAAAAAGGUAUUCUAACAAGAUCAAACUACCAACCACAGUUUAAUUAUGUUCUGUAGUAGAGUAUUUAUUAAGUUUUAAAGGUACAAAAGAACAAAUAUACACAUUAAAGACAUUAAGAAAGUUUUCGCGGACAAGUAUUUCAUGUUCAUGUCGCGAUUAUUCGCAUUCGGCAAGAAAUACACAGAACAAGUCGUCAACGAAAGCAAACAAAGUGAUAGAUACAGAUUAAAUAAACUUAUCUUGUUUAACAAUCAAUGAAGUUGUUAUAAAUAUAUGUUUAAUACGUUAAGAUAAAGAAUUACUUAUCUUUCUCAAGUUUCAUCUGCAUAUAAACGUUCCAGUCAUUCAAAUAUGCAGAUAUAGACAGAUUGUCUUCACUUAAUCUGUGGCUCAGCUGGCUAGACCUUGAUUCUUGCCUGUGGUCCCCCUUUGCAUUUGACCCAAAUGUUUUGGUCAUUUUAUAUUUGCCAAUAUAAAUCUUUUUGGCAUAGAAAUUAUACAUUUGGAAUAAUAAUUUUGUAUGCUGCAUUCAAUCUAUUCUCCAUUCAGGGAGAUUCUUUUGUAAAUACCCACACCAAUCAGAAGUCUGUAUUUUUAUGCUAAAACAGAAAUUGGCAUCCCAGAGAGUAAAUUAUAUUCAUUAAGUUUAGGGCAUGUUGCAGCUCUAUAUCUUGCCGUUGCAAGUUGCUUUGCGUUUGAUGUUUGUUCUGGGAUAAAAUAUUGAAUUAUACCUUAAAUUAAUGUUUUGUGAAAUUUAGUUUAAAUAAUUUAAUAGAGAGAUGAGUGCAUAAAGCAUAGGGAUUUUGAAGCUAAAUAUGUUAUAAAAUUUGUCAUUUUAGUGAAUGCAUUCUUUUCUGCUCGUCCUGGUUGUUGCAAGGAGACAUCAGGCAUUGUAAUGGAUGGAUGGCGAUGUGUCGCUGGCAAACCUACACCGUGUGCAUUUUCUUGGUGGAUAUCUUGGGCAAAUGUGCAAUAUGACAAGGGAUAUCUUGGGCAAAUAUCUUAUAUAAAUUGGUACGAUUGCUUACCUUAAAUUACUAAAGAAGGAUGAUGUUGUAAGGUUAGUGGAUAUUUAUAAUAGUGAUAAAAUGGGGGUUCCCUAUGAAUAGGAACAAAGUAAGGCUGCCUAAUUAAGUGGAAACAAUAUUGCGCAGGGUAACAAUCUAAAAAUAUGGCGGACUGAAAUCUGUAAAAAUGAUGCAUGUUUAAUUUAAAACAUGCAAAAAUUGCGGCAUAAAUAUAUCACGAAACAUGCUUCUUACAACUACAUGCUAUGUUUAUAGGAAUUUGAAUAAGUUUUUAGUAGGCAUGAUUUAGGAUUUUUGUUUUAUUUUCAUUUAUGAUUUUCUAUAAAUGGCCCAACUAGUUUAUAUCUAAUAUGUAAUGUAUAAUAUAUAGAUUGUAAAUUUUUUGAUCUAGAAAAUAAUAGAGUUCUUAUACAACUACAUGCUGUGUUGGGUUGUUAGGGUUGAAUAAGUUUUUAGUAGGCAUGAUUUAGGAUUGUUUUUAUUUAUGAUUUUCUAUAGACUGCCCCCCCCCCCUCGUGGUGGAAGGAUAACAGUCUGUGGCCAUUUGUCACUAAUGCUGCACAGUGAUGUAGUUGUAUAAAUACAGUAGAUAUAAUAUUGUGCACUUCAGUGGCUUUCUAAUUUUAUUAUCCAAUCAGGUGUGUUACUUUAAAUAGAACUUAUUGUAUGUAAACAAGGUCAAUAGACAACGUUUGGGACAACAUUGCUUUCUUUAACAUAUAGCAUAAUUUGUCUUCGUCAUUCUGUGCACAAUGAAGUACUGGGUCAUUCCAGAAAACAUCCAUACCCCCCCCCACGGAGGAAAUAGGAAGUUAACCCCCUACCCCCUUCGGAUGCCCUAGUACAUUAAGCAAUUAUUGGAUUCGGUUUUCGCAUGAUAUCAAGAAUUAUUCAGACCGAGGUCAAUGUUAUCUGCCGAAGCGAAGCUGAGGCGGAUAACAUAGACCGAGGUCUGAAUAAUUCUUGAUAUCAUGCGAAAACCGAAUCCAAUAAUUGUUUUAUUAUACAUUUACUGUCGUUCCAAUUGAAGUGUUGCUCAAAUAUUGAUUCAAUACAUUACCUCGGGCUGAUCAAUUCAUUCCACCAAGUUCCUCGAGAUAUUCAUACACUUCCUAGUAUAAUUGUAAACUUCCUGUUGAAUAGUUUGAAUGCACCGAUCACCUUUGUUGUUUGUGCAACUAACCAAUCAUAAAUAGAAAGGAAGUGCCCAGAAAUGAUCAAAUACUCGGAAUUGGCUCUUUCACAGGAAGUAUAUGAAUAUCUCGAGGAACUUGAUGAAAUGAAUUGGUCAGCCCGAGGUAAUGUAUUGAAUCAAUAUUUGAGCAACACUUCAACAUUACAGUUGUAUUUCACUUAAAAAGUCAUGGAGAUAUUAAUGUUUAAAAUCGGGAGCAUAUUUCUGGAUGUGUCUGAAAUAUGCAAAAAACGGCGUAUCAAAUAUUAAUCAAGAUUUGCCCGACUGAAACAUGCACGAUUACCAGUAAAUAAAUGACACUUGACAAAUUGUUUAUUAUGAAACAAAUUAUUAUUAUCUACAAAAUACAAGCAAGAUUUAUUCGUCCGAAAUCCGCUUGUGUUCCUAGCACGAAUACGUUACCUUAUUUCAAGAGACAACUGCAUCGCAAAGGAUUGUCAUGCAUGGAUCGUUCGUAGUUCUGAAUUAGGGCAUGCUGUCACAAUCGAAUUGUGAAGCUCUUCUAACUUUUGCAACGUUCUGAAAUCUUGUUUAGAACACUCAAACUCUUUUUCCUUUUCUUAAUCUUGGCAAGUUCAGAAUAAACUGAGAAUGAAACACAAUCAAACCAUACAACUUGAUAAGACAUAACAAGCAUGCAACUCCCCAGAGACAUCCAACACUUUUGCAUGGAACAAAACGUAACAAAAUAGUAUAGCGUUGAUACUGUGAUGUGUAUUUGCAAAAAGCAAUAUUAUUUCCUUCAUUGCAGAAUAAUAUUCAUCCUGCUCUAACCGAGAAAUAAUCAACUCUGUUUUGAAUCCAUGAAAAACAUAAAAAAAAUUAGGCUAUUUUAAUUAAGAAAUUUUAAAAUAUAAGCGCCUGCCUUGCAUGGUCUUUCAUCUACCUUAUAAGUUUGUAAAGACCUAUUAAAUACUUGCAUAAUUUCGUACGUUCAUAUUUCAGGAAACAAUGGGCUAAGACUUACAUGUAAGAUGUCUAAAUCUAUGCCAUAUCCCUUACAAACCCUAACAACAAUUCGCUGAAAUACAAGUUAGCCGGAUAUGUCAUCAAGCUAACAAACGCUGAAGUUAAUAUUUGAUAUGCCGAUUUUCGCUAAUUUUAGACACAUUUAAAAAUAUGCUCCCGAUUUUGAACAUUAAUAUCUCCGUGAAUUGUUAAGUAAAAUACAACUGUAAUAUAUCAAAAUCUAAGUUAGUCCUUCCUCUAUUUAAUGCAAGUUAUUUCUGUUUGAAAGCUUUACUUGUUUAGAAGUUAUUACAAGUCAAACCGGAGUACUUUUUUUUGGGACACCUGGUACAAUAACAUAACUUAAUUUAUGAGAAUAAAUACAACUAUCAGGAACAACAAGAGAGUGGAGUAGCAAGACUACAAGCAGUGUUACAUUUCAAACAGAUUCUUAGUUUAUAUUGAUAGCAGUAAUGUACCAUCUGUAUAACAUACAGUUGUAAAAUUUGUAACGUCUCUCUGGAGCAGGGGGUGAGCGGAGGUGAGACACUGGGAACGAGGAUGGGCUCAUAUUCGUUCUUAAGAGUUUUUUGUAGGGCAUAUAGACGGGGGGACUCAUAUAUGGGGGGGUAUUCAAAUGUUACAUAUCAAAAUCUAAGUUAGUCCUUUAUGAAUCCAAUAAAACAUUCAAGUAUAGUAGCUUUUGUAGUUUUUGUUACAUUUAAUCAAACAGCACAAGUUUUUUUUGGGGGGGGGGCACAGUCUUUCUUUAGGUUGUAAAGCGAUAAUUGGGCUAAGAAAAUUUCAAUACGUCAUUGCUGUUGAAAUGACUUAAUUCAUCACUAAUAAUACGAAAGCUUAUGUUGCUCAUAAUAUACCAUCCAGCGUCUAUUUUUGAGAAAAUUGUUGCACAAACCAUGUUCCAAUGUUUGCGAUGUGACCAUUGCAUAUGGCUGUCAAAAACGUCCAGAUUAGUUAGAUUAUUGUUUUCUCAAACAUUGCGCGGCUCGUGAUUUUAGAACUCUUUUUAUGCUUUAACCCAUUGAGUGGCUCCACUUGACAAGUAAAAUCCUGUGGCAUUAGACAGUAAAAUACUAAAGUAGGGUGCAUCUGGGUGCAAUGCAACUUAAAGGUUAAAUUAACCAAAAAAAGUUCAUACAUUUGUUUGAAAAAAGAUUUUAACACAGUACCAUGCCUGUUUGUAUUUUGAAGUUCCUUGAGUUAAACAUGAUACAAUUUACACUCACCUGCGACAAAAUAGGGAGGUUGUGUGCUUGAUUUGCACAGUGCAACUCAAGUUGUAAGCAUCUUGCAUGGGACCAUCUGAUGCACAAGACUUUCCUCUUGAUGAGUAAAAUGAUCUGAUAUCAGACAUUUGAGUUCCUUUGCAGCUUAAGGAGUUAAUCCUAUUUAUCUUAGAGAACAGCAAUUCAACUAUCUGGCUGGCUUGACAAAUAACUAUACACCAACAAUGUGUGCAAAGGCAAUUAAGUGUAUCCUUGGAAAAUUUUAUCUGAGAUUAUGCAGAGUUGUUUACAACUUUUUUGUUCAAGCCUAGUGACUUAUUUCAGUGCAUGAAAAUCAUCCCACCUUUCAUCCUGUCCUGACAAACUGGGAUCAUGUAAACAGCACAUUUAGCCAUUAAGUUGAUUUGUUCUCUAAUUUUCCUACUUAUAUUAUUUAACUCUGUCUAACGUCAUACAAUUUUAUUAAGCAGGGGGUACACUGGCAGUUAAUUAAUGGGUAACUAGACACAUGGGCAGUCUCAUUAUGAAGCAUAAAAUCGUCUAGCGUUGGACAGUAAAAUACUCAAGUAGAGCAUGCAUCAGGGCACAGUACAACCUAAUGGUUAAAUUUGUUUUUUGUAGCAAAAUGGUUUAAGUUUUAUAUCUGAAUUUUUUUAUAUUUUUUUUUUGCUUUGUUUUACAGAUCAUUACUUGAAUGUGCUGAUGAAAUAUUGAUUUAUAAAAUAUCAUGUUACCAAGAUGACAUGCCUCGAAGAGCAAUACAUGAGGGAAUACCUCUAUUUCUAAUCAAAUUACAACAAUACACCAAAGACAGUAGUUCUCGGAUGAAAUGAAAGGAUGAAAUGGCCAGCAGUGGAUAUUUGUGACUAUAAUAAAUGGAUACAAAGAAACUAUGAUGGAUAAAUAUGGCCCCGUAAUGGAUAUUCAGUUGAUGGACAUACAAAGGUCACAGAAAUGUCUAUUUUCAGGUACUGUUCUUUCUUGUUUGCCUGCGAACAGGCUGUAGAUACUUGUAUCCAGGCCAUUGUUUGUUUUUUUUUGUUCUGGGUACAAUGAAAUCCGGCAUAAAUCCUGGCGGUCUAUUUACAAAUUCGAUCUAUUUUCUGUUCAGUAGACUUUGAUAGCUUGAAAGAAAGUUUAUAACGAUGAUUUUCUCUGCAAAAACUGUACUUUCGAAAUUCGUCAGCUUCUGAAUUUGAUAACCGAUCUAAAAAAAAGGAGGAACAUUUGAGUGUAUGGUUAUUGCAUGGUUCUAUAUAUAUUCUAUAUAUACUGCCUUUGUGCACACGCAUAAUAAGUGCAGCAACGCAACAGUUUAGACAGGGUCAUGAGGCAGGAUGUGUACAAGAAAAGCUUUGCCAGAGUUUUGUCUUUCGAAAUAGAACGACGAUUGGAAAUUGCUGUUUGAUUCUUUGUAAUAUCUUGUCGCUUUGUUAGUGAAAAAGAAAUUUGUCACUUUCCUCAUCUAAGGCCCUGUUUACAUGAGACCGGAACGAAGUCAAACCGGGACCAUUUCGUUUCGGUCACAGUAUUAUUUAUAAUAGAUGUUUACAUGAGACCGGGACGAAAAUAACUCAGACCGGUCUCAAGUCAUUCCGCCUGCUGAACCGAUCCGACUGACUUCAGACCAGCAUGAAUUCAGACGGGGAUGAAUGUAAACAGAAAUACAUUUCAGACCGGUCUCGGCUGUAAACUUGACAUUGGAACAACACAUGCUAACAAAAGCCAUCUGAAAAAGAAAAUUGCCCUGCCAAGGGGAAUAAGUUGGAAAAUUUUGUGAUUUUCGUACCGGUCUCAUGUAAAGAUAUUGACAAUUUCAAUUUUCGUGCCGGUCUCAUGUAAACGGGGCCUAAACCUUUUUUUUUUUCAAAAAACUGGCAUCGUUUGUCUUGGGGUUAGGGGGUACAAAUGGUACCCAUAGCUUAGAGGGUGCAAAUGGUACCCGUAAGAAGACUUGGUGGAAAUCAUGUUGGUCGUUUGGAUCGAUGAGAAUAAGACAAUUAUGGUGACAAAGUUUUUUUAAACAUUUUCUCUCCCGUAGUAAGGUAAAGCAUGUAUUUUCCUGGUAGCCGGUCUUACUUCAUGAAAAAAUAGUCCGCUACCAGUGACUAGGUCCCCUCUCUUAUGGCGGUUAUUCCGGCUCAAUAUCUUCGGGGAUAUUCCUUUUCAGGGCGGUUGCAUGCGGAUAAUAUGGUCCGUCGCGUGCGCAAAAUAGUUAGGGAGUUAGACAGUUUAGAAGCGUCCAAACUGCGCAAUAUACGACACUCGCAUGAAACGUAAAAUACUUAUUCUUCACAAAAUAUUAUUCACAAAAUUGCGAAAACAAAAAAUUGACAAUUUUGCAAUUUGAAUUGUGCGUUUCUGGCAAAUGCCUUUAGAUUCAAGUUGUAACGACAAUUUACAAGCGCAUUAAGUGUAAAUACGGCAUUAUUUCUAAUGAAAAGACCGCCAGGGUUAGAGUGUUUUUAUGUGGUUUGUUAAGGAGCAAACUCGCUUUUAAAAAAAAGAAAUGCGUAUUAAUUUCGAUCCAGAUUUGUUCCUGAACAUGGUCGCCAUGAAAACACUCUGUAGAGCAAGCUCAGCGACGUACGGUCAUAAUAGCGUCGUCGGAAGUUUGCAUUCAGCAUUCUCGUUCAAAAUUGAACGUACAUUAUGCUAUGCUAGGGUUGCGUACAAUCGGUACCCACACGAUGUGUAGCAAUUCUAAAGGAAUAACUAAUACGUAUAAAUAGGGUGUGCGCACGAAGUUUUUUUCGCAGGCCUUUAAUAAUUUCGGGGAAAAUAAUAAAAAAAGCAGUGUCCGUGGUCGGGGCUGAAUAGUACUGUGGAAGAUUGGGUUCGAAAAUUUGCAAUUAAGAUCUGUAUUUUUGGGCAAUUGUUACUUUUUGAAAAAUAGUACUAAUCCUACUGAUGUAAAAUAACAUCGGAAGGGUUUGGCAACAACGAUGUCCAAAGAGUAUGUUAGCCCUAAAGUUUAUUUCAUAAAAUGAUUUAUCUUUGUAUAUACUCAAUUGCAGGACAAUUUAAAGUUCGAGUAAAAGUUUAAUAACAAUUGAUAUAAAUUGAAACUCAUUCUGGCUCAAAUACUCAGAAUACUCGAUUACAUGACAAUUCAAAAAGACUAUAUUUGAAGUCAAAAUAUUAAUCAUAAUUCAAAAUGACCUUUGGGUCACAUUUUAUGCCUACUCAUAUGGUUGUGUCCACAGAAGCCUGAGGUAUUAUAUUAGAUACGAAAUACAACGUUUUUAAAAAAACAACCUUAUCAAAAAUCAGUUAAAUAUACUCGCCUUUUAAGCAAAAGCGAAAAGAUUAUUUUGGCCACAAUUUUACGGUAAACCCAAACGUGGUGACGGAAUUUCCCAGCAUUUAUAUGUGCUGAAAUUGAACUAAAUCGAAAAAUUUAACCAAAGUAUAAUUUUGCCACUCACCGGGUUUGAGUAUCUUUUGUGACAAUAUGGAUACUACCAUGAAGAUUAGAUGUUUGAUUAGUACUAAGUAAGUGUUUUCAAAAACACUACUGAAAUCAUGGCUUUGACAGGGUUGACUAAGUUAGCCUAAAAACCCAAUAAUUUCCCAUUCCAUGUUUGUAAUAUGCAUUCAAUAUGAUAGAUACGGCAGGCCUUCUACUCUUUCUUCUACUCGAUAAAUUGGAACAGAAUGGCUGAAAUUGAGUAUACUAAAAGACUUUAAUAAAAUAAAAUUUGGGGUUAAUGCAUAUGUCGUUUUUCGUCUUGCGUAACGUCAGUUGUGUGUAACUUUUAUGAAAAAAAUCAAAGUCUUGAGAUUUUGUUUUUCAACAAGUAAUAAUGGUCUAGAAAUACAGAUUUAUAUUGCACAUGUUAGUUUCUUCAGUAAGGUCUCUAAACAUUGGCACAAUUGCUUGUUCCACAGGGGGCAGAAAAGUACGAUUGUGUUUAUUUAAAAUACCUUGUCAUCGUCCUAUAUAUCGCAUAGUUUCAUCCAGGUUUCAAACGAUGAAAAUUAUGUUGAUUUUAAAUUUUUUUCGAUAAUAUAAUACCGACUACUUCAUGUAAUUCAAACAUUGUAUUACCAUACUAUCGUGGGUUCAUACUAGAACGAUUGACUUGCUUUUUACACGGGCUAUACCCUCGGCAUCCUUUCGUAAGAUGUUCGGAAAUUGUCGUUGCAAUGCAAUGAUGUUUAAAUUACAUGAAGUAGAAGGCUCGAUAUUUUCGAAAAUAUAAAAAUCAGCUAAUUUUGAUUCUUUUAUGACUUUGUCUUCGGAUUGUUGUGAUAUAAAUAUGGGAUUAUUGGUCGAUGACAAGGUAUUUACAAAAUACAAUCGUACUUUUCUGCCCCCUGUGCUUGUUCCCCAUGCAUAAAUUUUUAACUAGUUUUUGGGAUUGGAUUUAUUCAAAUUUGAGGUGAUUUUGAACACAUAUUGGUAUGUUACUCAUGAUAUGAGUAAAAUAUUGUUCGUUUAUACAUUAUUCUAGUUUCUAUAGCUUUUUAUUUGUCUUAUCAGUUGAAAUAUAUGUUGUGAUUGUUUACAAAUAUAUGGAAUUAUUUGUGAAUUGUUCGUUCAUUUUAUGCAUGACGAAACCCGAAAUUUAUAGUUUGAUGGUCACAACAAAUUUGAGUAUAAAAAAUGUUAAAAUUGUACACCCAAAACACUAGGUAUUAUAUUCGAAAUCACUGGAACACGACUAGUUUUAAAUAUGCUUGAACUGAAUUUCAUACAUGCAUGAUUUCAAAAGUUUUUAAACAGAUAACCGAUCAGAACUUUUGAAACACUCCAUGUAUGAAAUUCAAUUCAAACCAUAUUUAAAACUAGUCGUGUUCCAGUGAUUUCGAAUAUAAUACCUAGUGUUUUGGGUGUACAAUUUUAACAUUUUUAUGCUCAAAUUUGUUGUGACCAUCAAACUAUAAAUUUCGGGAUUCAUCAUGCAUAAAAUCAACGAACAAUUCACAAAUAAUUCAAUAUAUUUCGUAAACAAUCACAACAUAUAUUUCAACUGAUAAGACAAAUAAAAAGCUAUAGAAACUAGAACAAUGUAUAAACGAACAAUAUUUUACUCAUAUCAUAAUGAGUAACAUACCAAUAUGUGUUCAAAAUCACCUCAAAUUUGAAUAAAUCCAAUCCCAAAAACUAGUUAAAAAUUUAUGCAUGCGGAACAGGCAGUUGUGCCAAUGUUCUAGACCACCGUCCACAGUACUACUUGGUUUGUGGGUUCAAAUCCCAAAACACUGAACUUAUAAGUUACUAUAAAAAAAAUGGAUCCGACGGAUCCAAUGGAUUUUAGUUACAUAAAAAAAAUGGAUCCGAGGGAUCUGAUGGAUCCGAGGGAUCUGAUGGAUCAGAUGGAUCCGAGGGAUCAGAUGGACCCGAGGGAUCUGAUGGAUCUGAGGGAUCCGAUGGAUCCGAUGGAUCUGAUGGAUCCGAUGGAUCUGAUGGAUCCGAGGGAUCUGAUGGAUCCGAGGGAUCAGAUGGAUCCGAGGGAUCUGAUGGAUCCGAGGGAUCCGAUGGAUCUGAGGGAUCUGAUGGAUCCGAUGGAUCUGAUGGAUCCGAUGGAUCCGAGGGAUCCGAUGGAUCUGAUGGAUCCGAGGGAUCAGAUGGAUCCGAGGGAUCUGAUGGAUCCGAGGGAUCUGAUGGAUCCGAGGGAUCUGAGGGAUCCGAUGGAUCCGAUGGAUCUGAUGGAUCCGAUGGAUCCUAGGGAUCCGAGGGAUCUGAUGGAUCCGAGGGAUCUGAUGGAUCUGAUGGAUCUGAUCCAUCAGAUCCCUCGGAUCCAUCAGAUCCCUCGGAUCCAUCAGAUCCCUCGGAUCCAUUUUUUUUAUAUAACUAAAAUCCAUUGGAUCUGUCGGAUCCAUCAGAUCCAUGUUUUUUUAGUAACUUAUAAUAAGUUCAGUGUUUUGGGAUUUGAACCCACAAACCAAGUAGUACUGUGGACGGUGGUCUGUAAACAUUGGCACAACUGCUUGUUCCGCAUGCAUAAAUUUUUAACUAGUUUUUGGGAUUGGAUUUAUUCAAAUUUGAGGUGAUUUUGAACACAUAUUGGUAUGUUACUCAUGAUAUGAGUAAAAUAUUGUUCGUUUAUACAUUGUUCUAGUUUCUAUAGCUUUUUAUUUGUCUUAUCAGUUGAAAUAUAUGUUGUGAUUGUUUACGAAAUAUAUGGAAUUAUUUGUGAAUUGUUCGUUCAUUUUAUGCAUGACGAAUCCCGAAAUUUAUAGUUUGAUGGUCACAACAAAUUUGAGCAUAAAAAUGUUAAAAUUGUACACCCAAAACACUAGGUAUUAUAUCCGAAAUCACUGGAACACGACUAGUUUUAAAUAUGCUUGAACUGAAUUUCAUACAUGCAUGAUUUCAAAAGUUUUUAAACAGAUAACCGAUCAGAACUUUUGAAAUACUCCAUGUAUGAAAUUCAGUUCAAGCAUAUUUAAAACUAGUCGUGUUCCAGUGAUUUCGAAUAUAAUACCUAGUGUUUUAGUGUACAAUUUUAACAUUUUUAUGCUCAAAUUUGUUGUGACCAUCAAACUAUAAAUUUCGGGUUUCGUCAUGCAUAAAAUGAACGAACAAUUCACAAAUAAUUCAAUAUAUUUCGUAAACAAUCACAACAUAUAUUUCAACUGAUAAGACAAAUAAAAAGCUAUAGAAACUAGAACAAUGUAUAAACGAACAAUAUUUUACUCAUAUCAUAUGAGUAACAUACCAAUAUGUGUUCAAAAUCACCUCAAAUUUGAAUAAAUCCAAUCCCAAAAACUAGUUAAAAAUUUAUGCAUGGGGAACAAGCACAGGGGGCAGAAAAGUACGAUUGUGUUUUGUAAAUACCUUGUCAUCGACCAAUAUCCCAUAUUUAUAUCACAACAAUCCGAAGACAAAGUCAUAAAAGAAUCAAAAUUAGCUGAUUUUUAUAUUUUCGAAAAUAUCGAGCCUUCUACUUCAUGUAAUUUAAACAUCAUUGCAUUGCAACGACAAUUUCCGAACAUCUUACGAAAGGAUGAUGGUAAUACAAUGUUUGAAUUACAUGAAGUAGUCGGUAUUAUAUUAUCGAAAAAAAUUUAAAAUCAACAUAAUUUUCAUCGUUUGAAACCUGGAUGAAACUAUGCGAUAUAUACACGGCAAAAAACGCCGAGCCCGUUGCUCAACAGGACUGAACAAUGUUUUGCUGCCUACGUUGUUCAUAGCUGUCAACAAUAUUGAACAAUAUUGUUGAGCCUGAAUCGGGUGUAACAAUAUUGUUCGAUAUUGUUGACAGCUAUGAACAAUGUGGGCAGCAAAACAUUGUUCAAUCCUGUUUUCAUCAGUAUUGCAUCAACUUGAGCGUUUUUUGCCGUGUAGGACGAUGACAAGGUAUUUUAAAUAAACACAAUCGUACUUUUCUGCCCCCUGUGGAACAAGCAGUUGUGCCAAUGUUUAGAGACCUUACUGAAGAAACUAACAUGUGCAAUAUAAAUCUGUAUUUCUAGACCAUUAUUACUUGUUGAAAAACAAAAUCUCAAGACUUUGAUUUUUUUCAUAAAAGUUACACACAACUGACGUUACGCAAGACGAAAAACGACAUAUGCAUUAACCCCAAAUUUUAUUUCAUUAAAGUCUUUUAGUAUACUCAAUUUCAGCCAUUCUGUUCCAAUUUAUCGAGUAGAAGAAAGAGUAGAAGGCCUGCCGUAUCUAUCAUAUUGAAUGCAUAUUACAAACAUGGAAUGGGAAAUUAUUGGGUUUUUAGGCUAACUUAGUCAACCCUGUCAAAGCCAUGAUUUCAGUAGUGUUUUUGACGAAAACACUUACUUAGUACUAAUCAAACAUCUAAUCUUCAUGGUAGUAUCCAUAUUGUCACAAAAGAUACUCAAACCCGGUGAGUGGCAAAAUUAUACUUUGGUUAAAUUUCUCGAUUUAGUUCAAUUUCAGCACAUAUAAAUGCUGGGAAAUUCCGUCACCACGUUUGGGUUUACCGUAAAAUUGUGGCAAAAAUAAUCUUUUCGCUUUUGCUUAAAAGGCGAGUAUAUUUAACUGAUUUUUGAUAAGGUUGUUUUUUUAAAAACGUUGUAUUUCGUAUCUAAUAUAAUACCUCAGGCUUCUGUGGACACAACCAUAUGAGUAGGCAUAAAAUGUGACCCAAAGGUCAUUUUGAAUUAUGAUUAAUAUUUUGACUUUAAAUAUUCUUUUUGAAUUGUCAUGUAAUCGAGUAUUCUGAGUAUUUGAGCCAGAAUGAGUUUCAGUUUAUAUCAAUUGUUAUUAAACUUUUACUCGAACUUUAAAUUGUCUUGCAAUUGAGUAUAUACAAAGAUAAAUCAUUUUAUGAAAUAAACUUUAGGGCUAACAUACUCUUUGGACAUCGUUGUUGCCAAACCCUUCCGAUGUUAUUUUACAUCAGUAGGAUACUAUUUUUCAAAAAGUAACAAUUGCCCAAAAAUACAGAUCUUAAUUGCAAAUUUUCCAACCCAAUCUUCCACAGUACUAUUCAGCCCCGACCACGGACACUGCUUUUUUUAUUAUUUUCCCCGAAGUUAUUAAGGCCUGCGAAAAAAACUUCGUGCGCACACCCUAUUUAUACGUAUUAGUUAUUCCUUUAGAAUUGCUACACAUCGUGUGGGUACCGAUUGUACGCAACCCUAGCAUAGCAUAAUGUACGUUCAAUUUUGAACGAAAAUGCUGAAUGCAAACUUCCGACGACGCUAUUAUGACCGUACGUCGCUGAGCUUGCUCUACAGAGUGUUUUCAUGGCGACCAUGUUCAGGAACAAAUCUGGAUCGAAAUUAACACACAUUUCUUUUUUUAAAAAGCGAGUUUGCUCCUUAACAAACCACAUAAAAACACUCUAACCCUGGCGGUCUUUUCAUUAGAAAUAAUGCCGUAUUUACACUUAAUGCGCUUGUAAAUUGUCGUUACAACUUGAAUCUAAGGGACCGGUCAUUAUUUAUGGCGGGGGAUGGCACCGAAGAGAAAAGGGUUGGGUAAACUAAAUUUUGAGUAAGUAAAAGGUUGGGUAAAUGAAAAACAAAACAACUCAAGGGUUGGGUAAUAAAAAGUUAUAGUCAUAUGUCAAUACAAUAUGUGAAUCAGUCAGUCACUGUCUUGAUCAUUUUCCAAUUUGUUAGAAGACAAAUGGUGUCUCCAAAGAAAGCACAUGUGCAGACAACAUGAUACAUUAGACUGCAGCAAAUUUCACAAGCAGUUAUCAAACUCCUCAGUGUCACAGAAAUUGGGUAAAGGACAUAUCUGACAACUGAAUGGUAAUCUUUUGUAAAGUUUAAUUUUGGCCAGGGGUGGGUAUUUAUUUUUUACUUGAUAUUUGAGGUUGGGUAAUCAAAUUUUUGACUUUUUAAUGGUUGGGUCAGCAAAAUUUUUGCUACGAAAAACAUUUCUCUUCGGUGCCACCCCCCACCAUAAAUAAUGACCGGUCCCUAAAGGCAUUUGCCAGAAACGCACAAUUCAAAUUGCAAAAUUGUCAAUUUUUUGUUUUCGCAAUUUUGUGAAUUAUUAUAAAGUAUUUUACGUUUCAUGUGAGUGUCGUAUAUUGCGCAGUUUGGACGCUUCUAAACUGUCUAACUCCCUAACUAUUUUGCGCACGCGACGGACCAUAUUAUCCGCAUGCAACCGCCCUGAAAAGGAAUAUCCCCGAAGAUAUUGAGCCGGAAUAACCGCCAUAAGAGAGGGGACCUAGUCACUGGUAGCGGACUAUUUUUUCAUGAAGUAAGACCGGCUACCAGGAAAAUACAUGCUUUACCUUACUAUGGGAGAGAAAAUGUUUAAAAAAAACUUUGCCACCAUAAUUGUCUUAUUCUCGCCGAUCCAAACGACCCCAACAUGAUUUCCACCAAGUCUUCUUACGGGUACCAUUUGCACCCUCUAAGCUAUGGGUACUAUUUGUACCCCCUAACCUCAAGACAAACGAUGCCAGUUUUUUGAAAAAAAGGUUUAGGCCCCGUUUACAUGAGACCGGGACGAAAAUUGAAAUUGUCAAUAUCUUUACAUGAGACCGGUACGAAAAUCACAAAAUUUUCAACUUAUUCCCCUUGCCAGGGCAAUUUUCUUUUUCAGAUGGCUUUUGUUAGCAUGUGUUGUUCCAAUGUCAAGGUUACAGCCGAGACCGGUCUGAAAUGUAUUUCUGUUUACAUUCAUCCCCGGUCUGAAGUCAGUCGGUUCGGUUCAGCAGGCGGAAUGACUUGAGACCGGUCUGAGUUAUUUUCGUCCCGGUCUCAUGUAAACAUCUAUUAUAAAUAAUACUGUGACCGAAACGAAAUGGUCCCGGUUUGACUUCGUUCCGGUCUCAUGUAAACAGGGCCUUAGAUGAGGAAAGUGACAAAUUUCUUUUUCACUAACAAAGCGACAAGAUAUUACAAAGAAUCAAACAGCAAUUUCCAAUCGUCGUUCUAUUUCGAAAGACAAAACUCUGGCAAAGCUUUUCUUGUACACAUCCUGCCUCAUGACCCUGUCUAAACUGUUGCAUUGCUGCACUUGUUAUGCGUGUGCACAAAGGCAGUAUAUAUAGAAUAUAUAUAGAACCAUGCAAUAACCAUACACUCAAAUGUUCCUUUUUUUUUCAGAUCGGUUAUCAAAUUCAGAAGCUGACGAAUUUCGAAAGUACAGUUUUUGCAGAGAAACUCAUCGUUAUAAACUUUCUUUCAAGCUAUCAAAGUCUACUGCACAAACAGAAAAUAGAUCGAAUUUGUAAAUAUACUGAACAUUUAGACCGCCAGGAUUUAUGCCGGAUUUCAUUGUACCCAGAACAAAAACAAACAAACAAUGGCCUGGAUACAAGUAUCUACAGCCUGUUCGCAGGCAAACAAGAAAGAACAGUACCUGAAAAUAGACAUUUCUGUGACCUUUGUAUGUCCAUCAACUGAAUAUCCAUUACGGGCCAUAUUUAUCCAUCAUAGUUUCUUUGUAUCCAUUUAUUAUAGUCACAAAUAUCCACUGCUGGCCAUGAACAUUUAUCAAUCCUUUCAUUUCAUCCGAGAACUACUGUCUUUGGUGUAUUGUUGUAAUUUGAUUAGAAAUAGAGGUAUUCCCUCAUGUAUUGCUCUUCGAGGCAUGUCAUCUUGGUAACAUGAUAUUUUAUAAAUCAAUAUUUCAUCAGCACGUUCAAGUAAUGAUCUGUAAAACAAAGCAAAAAAAAAUUUAAAAAAUUUAAAAAAUUCAGAUAUAAAACCAUUUUGCUACAAAAAACAAAUUUAACCAUUAGGUUGUACUACUUGAGUAUUUUACUGUCCAACGCUAGACGAUUUUAUGCUUCAUAAUGAGACUGCCCAUGUGUCUAGUUACCCAUUAAUUAACUGCCAGUGCACCCCCUGCUUAAUAAAAUUGUACGACGUUAGACAGAGUUAAAUAAUAUAAGUAGGAAAAUUAGAGUGCAAAUGCAUGCUCUACUUGAGUAUUUUACUGUCCAGCGCUAGACGAUUUUAUGCUUCAUAAUGAGACUGCCCAUGUGUCUAGUUACCCAUUAAUUAACUGCCACUGCACCCCCUGCUUAAUAAAAUUGUAUGACGUUAGACAGAGUUAAAUAAUAUAAGUAGGAAAAUUAGAGUGCAAAUCAACUUAAUGGCUAAAUGUGCUGUUUACAUGAUCCCAGUUUGUCAGGACAGGAUGAAAGGUGGGAUGAUUUUCAUGCACUGAAAUAAGUCACUAGGCUUGAACAAAAAAGUUGUAAACUCCUCUGCAUAAUCUCAGAUAAAAUUUUCCAAGGAUACACUUAAUUGCCUUUGCACACAUUGUUGGUGUAUAGUUAUUUGUCAAGCCAGCCAGAUAGUUGAAUUGCUGUUCUCUAAGAUAAAUAGGAUUAACUCCUUAAGCUGCAAAGGAACUCAAAUGUCUGAUAUCAGAUCAUUUUAUUCAUCAAGAGGAAAGUCUUGUGCAUCAGAUGGUCCCAUGCAAGAUGCUUACAACUUGAGUUGCACUGUGCAAAUCAAGCACACAACCUCCCUAUUUUGUCGCAGGUGAGUGUAAAUUGGUCUGGAGGUGGUUCCCUACUUAGGGUUUUAUGCAGUAUCAUGUUUAACUCAAGGAACUUCAAAAUACAAACAGGCAUGGUACUGUGUUAAAAUCUUUUUUUCAAACAAAUGUAUGAACUUUUUUUGGUUAAUUUAACCCUUUAAGUUGCAUUGCACCCAGAUGCACCCAACUUUAGUAUUUUACUGUCUAACGCCACAGGAUUUUACUUGUCAAGUGGAGCCACUCAAUGGGUUAAAGCAUAAAACGAGUUCUAAAAUCACGAGCCGCGCAAUGUUUUAGAAAACAAUAAUCUAACUAAUCUGGACGUUUUUGACAGCCAUAUGCAAUGGUCACAUCGCAAACAUUGGAACAUGGUUUGUGCAACAAUUUUCUCAAAAAUAGACGCUGGAUGGUAUAUUAUGAGCAAUAUUAUUAGUGAUGAAUUAAGUCAUUUCAACAGCAAUGACGUAUUGAAAUUUUCUUAGCCCAAUCAUCGCUUUACAACCUAAAGAAAGACUGUGCCCCCCCCUGCUCCAGAGAGACGUUACAAAUUUUACAACUGUAUGUUAUACAGAUGGUACAUUACUGCUAUCAAUAUAAACUAAGAAUCUGUUUGAAAUGUAACACUGUUGUAGUCUUGCUACUCCACUCUCUUGUUGUUCCUGAUAGUUGUAUUUAUUCUCAUAAAUUAAGUUAUGUUAUUGUAUAUUUAUACAGUAUUUGUAAAAUUGAGCCCACAGUAAUUGGUUUUUUAUACUGUUGUGAUGACACUGCCACUCUUUUGUGAUAAAGAUAUCAUAAAUUCAUAUCAUAUCUCAAAAAUUAGGUGGGCACCCAUUUAUAGAAAAUCAUGAAUAGAAACAAAAAUCCUAAAUCAUGCCUACUAAAAACUUCAAAUUCCUAUCAACAUAGCAUGAGGUGUUUUUUUUGUUUUUGUUUUUUUAAGAAUUUUAGAUGAUUCUUCAGUCUUACUUGUUUUAAUGUACACUAUUGUAAGUUUUGAAACAAACAGACAACUUACAAAAGUGUACAUAGCAUGAGGUUGUUUCAGAUAAAUAUAUAUUACAGAAAAUCUAUUUUUCCUAUAUUACAAAUUUAAUUUAAGUAUGUUUUUGUCAUUGAGCAAGGAUUGAGAAAUAAUGCAGGAAAUAUUUAAUGCUUGCAUAUUUUCUUUGCCUUGAAUGGGUCGUUCCAGAAUAGAUCCAUACUCCCCCCACAGAGGAAAUUUCUGCCGUCCGGAGGGGGAGGGGACAAAAAAUUGUUUCUGAUAAUAGUAAAUGUAUUAGGGCAUCCGAAGGGGGUUAACUUCCUAUUUCCUCCAUGGGGGGGGGGGAUAUGGAUGUUUUCUGGAAUGACCCAAUACUUCAUUGUGCACAAAAUGACGAAGACAAAUUCUGCUAUAUGUUAAAGAAAGCAAUGUUGUCCCAAACGUUGUCUAUUGACCUUGUUUACAUACAAUAAGUUCUAUUUAAAGUAACACACCUGAUUGGAUAAUAAAAUUAGAAAGCCACUGAUGUGCACAAUAUUAUAUCUAUUUAUACGACUACAUCACUGUGCAGCAUUAGUGACAAAUGGCCACAGACUGUUAAAUAUCUAUUUAUACGACUACGUCACUGUGCAGCAUUAGUGACAAAUGGCCACAGGCUGUUAUCCUUCCACCACGGAGGGGGGGGGGGGACAGUCUAUAGAAAAUCAUAAAUAAAAACAAUCCUAAAUCAUGCCUACUAAAAACUUAUUCAACCCUAACAACCCAACACAGCAUGUAGUUGUAUCAGAACUCUAUUAUUUUCUAGAUCAAAAAAUUUACAAUCUACAUAUUAUACAUUACAUAUUAGAUAUAAACUAGUUGGGGCAUUUAUAGAAAAUGAUAAAUGAAAAUAAAACAAAAAUCCUAAAUCAUGCCUACUAAAAACUUAUUCAAAUUCCUAUAAACAUAGCAUGUAGUUGUAAAAAGCAUGUUUCGUGAUAUAUUUAUGCCGCAAUUUUUGCAUGUUUUAAAUUAAACAUGCAUCAUUUUUACAGAUUUCAGUCCGCCAUAUUUUUAGAUUGUUACACUGCGCAAUAUUGUUUCCACUUAAUUAGGCAGCCUUACUUUGUUCCUAUUCAUAGGGAACCCCCAUUUUAUCACUAUUAUAAAUAUCCACUAACCUUCCAACAUCAUCCUUCUUUAGUAAUUUAAGGUAAGCAAUCGUACCAAUUUAUGUAAGAUAUUUGCCCAAGAUAUCCCUCGUCAUAUUGCACAUUUGCCCAAGAUAUCCACCAAUAAAAUGCACACGGUGUAGGUUUGCCAGCGACACAUCGUCAUCCAUCCAUUACAAUGCCUGAUGUCUCCUUGCAACAACCAGGACGAGCAGAAAAGAAUGCAUUCACUAAAAUGACAAAUUUUAUAACAUAUUUAGCUUCAAAAUCCCUAUGCUUUAUGCACUCAUCUCUCUACUAAAUUAUUUAAACUAAAUUUCACAAAACAUUAAUUUAAGGUAUAAUUCAAUAUUUUAUCCCAGAACAAACAUCAAACGCAAAGCAACUUGCAACGGCAAGAUAUAGGGCUGCAACAUGCCCUAAACUUGAAUAUAAUUUACUCUCUGGGAUGCCAAUUUCUGUCUUAGCAUAAAAAUACAGACUUCUGAUUGGUGUGGGUAUUUACAAAAGAAUCUCCCUGAAUGGAGAAUAGAUUGAAUGCAGCAUACAAAAUUAUUAUUCCAAAUGUAUAAUUUCUAUGCCAAAAAGAUUUAUAUUGAAUUGGCAAAUAUAAAAUGACCAAAACAUUUGGGUCAAAUGCAAAGGGGGACCACAGGCAAGAAUCAAGGUCUAGCCAGCUGAGCCAGAGAUUAAGUGAAGACAGAUGUAUAACUUCAGUAAAAAAGUUGUCCCACAAUAAGUUCUUUGUAUGUUUGCAUGGCGAUAAAACAUAUAAUAGUUUUGUUUGUGGAAACACCACGUAAAUUUAUUACUGCCAAGCUUUCGAUCUGUAAGCCCGAAUCUUCAUCAGUGCUAAUAAUAUGUGAGCCAACAGAUCAAGACAUUUUUUGUAUAUAAAAAGGGCGUGUGAAUUAAACAAGUCACAUAUUAGCACUGAUGAAGAUCCGGGCUUACGGAUCGAAAGCUUUGCAGUAAUAAAUUUAUGUGGUGUUUCCACAAACAAAACUAUAUAGUUGUCCCACAGUCACCAUCUUCCUAGCAAGUGUCGCUCGCAUGAUCAUUUGUCAUUUGAUAAUCGUCAUUGCUUUCAAAAAAUGCUUUCAACACCUUUUCUACAAAUGAUGCUAUAGAUAAACAAGCAUGUUUAUAAACAAGCUGCAAGGGAAAACAACCAGGAAAUUUUCCAGAAAAUUGGGCUAAAUUUUCCAGAAAAUUGGCUAUUCCAUUUAAUAUCCAUAAUCUCCCUUUUUAACUCCGGAAUUCCUCAUGGGUAAACAAAUUCUCCAGUGGAAUUCUUCAGGGGUUGGUUAUUUCAAAUGCAAUUCCUUUAGGGGUCAGAUGUAAAAAUUGUAAUUCUUCAGGGGUAACAGGAAUUCUUCAGGGGAUCUCUUUUAUGUCAAGAAUUCUUCAGAGAUAUGGUAAAACCAUUGUCCUUGAUAGGGGGGGGUUACGUCUUUUAAAUGGAAUAGCCCAAUUCAAAACAAGCCCCAAAAUCUUGUAAAACUUUCUGAAAAUUGUUGAGAAACAUUUCUCUCGUCAAAACUAUAUUAAACUUUUGACGGAUAAAAAACCACCAUUGAAGGAAAAUUCAUUCUUGACAUUUCUUGUAUGAUAGUGCUUAUAAAUAAUUAUUAAUAUCGAACUAAUGAUUAUUAGUUUGAUAUUAAUAAUUAUUUAUAAGCACUAUCAUACAAGAACUGAAGUAUAGCAUCCAAUUAUUACAUUUUGUAAAGUAGUAAUAUAAAACAGUUUUUUGCAACAGCUUUCAGCAAUUCAGGCUGGUAGCAUAUUUGGCAAAGGCGUUGUGAAAGUUUUCAAACUAUUUCGCUCCAGCGUAGUGUGAAAGCGAUGGCUUAUUGUGACUUUUCUACAUUGUUGUCAAAUAGCUCCGGCGUGGUGGUGGAACACUUGGCGGCUUCUUGUGAACACAAACACAUGGCAGAUUUUGGUGGAUAAUUUGCAGAAAUUCACUUUGAAAUUCGAUCAAGUAAAAUUCGGACUGAAAUUCAAUGUAACUUGCGACUGAUUGAGAAGCGUUGCUGUGUUUACUUACAUGUUAAUGCAUUUUUUAGUAUUACUGCAUUCCUUAACCUCGCCCUUAAUAUGACAGCCAUUUCUAUUUUCUAGGCACACACCUUGCAAGGAAGCUUUAUUGACUAUAUACUGAAACUAAAUAUUCUAAAUAUUGAGUUUAGUUCACAUAGCAGUCUCUUAAUUCAAGCAACAGUUUAAUAACUAUUAUUUUUAACACUUGAAUAAGUCAAACUUAUACAUACAAAAACUGCAAGACCUUACUUUUAUAUAAAUAAAGUGUGUAAAUUUUCGACUCGUUCUCAACAUGCAGGAUACACUGUUACAGCGAGUUAGUUUUUGGUGGCCAUGCAUGCAAAAGUGGGCCGCUAUUUUGCUUACGAGUUAACGAGUUACGUGGACGUAUAAUUAUUGCUGUUACAUAAACGUUCCAGUUUUUAAGGGCUAUAGCCGAUAAAAAUUGCGUGCUCAUUAUAAUCGCCGAUCACAUAGCUUUAUCACUGUCUAAAACCUUCGGACAAUCUUAUAUCCGCAUUCCCCCCCCCCUCGGACAUCCUAAGACAUUUUUCCUCACUCCCCCUUCGGACAGCAUGGGGGGUAUGGAUCUUUUCUGGAACAACCCAUUGACCGAAAGUGCCUAAAUUUCCCAUGAAUUUGCCCUUGGUAACUUGUGCGUCUCAACGAUCAAACUGCGAGGUAAAACUUCCUGUCUCUAAGCUGUGCUUCAAAUAGCUGUAAUGUUUACAAAAUAGUGAGUUUUGAAGCAAAAAUUAAUUUUGAAAUUGGGAAAGCCAAUAGGCAAUUCCAGCUUAAAUAGUUUAUGCGUGCAGGGGAUGAUGGGAAAAAAGGUAUCACAUUGCUGAUAUAUAUAUAUAUAUAUAUAUAUAUAUAUAUAUAUAUAUAUAUAUAUAUAUAUAUAUAUAUAUAUAUAUAUAUAUAUAUAUAUAUAUAUAUUUACGGACCGCUUGUCAACCAAUCAGAAUAGAGAAUUUUGAAAAGCUGAACGAACAUAUUAUAGAUAGGGGUAUUGGGUUACUUGUGGGUAACAAGCCUGUUCGCGGGCGACCUGAGUAUCGGGAAAAACAACGAACAUGUGAGACUUUGUGAGCGAGAGUUUUGUGUAAAAAGUGGGAGUUUUUAUAGUUUAUUAAACUUUACUAAAACAUAAUACGAGAGUUUUAGUGUGCCGACACAAGUUCGGCACAUUUUGGUGCCGUGACCAGGAUUGAACAACGAAAUAUUUGCGGAUAAAGACGAGAAAUUGAGGGUAUUACGAAAUCCAAGAUGGCGGACGAACUUGAACAACAAGAAAUUGAGGAGAAUAAUACGGUAGAAAUCACUCAGGAGGAGAAAGACCAGGAGAAAAAGAUUAGAAAAGAGAUUGAAAAGCUGCAGUUUUAUCUCGAGGACGUCGACGAAUUAUUGGAAAGUGAGGAUUUUAAUGAAAUCAAACAAGUAUGCAAGCGAACACAGCAGAUUCAAGAUAAUAUGAACGACUUGGUGUCCCAUUUACAAGAAUUAAAAAUUGAGCUGGGAAAUUCAACACAAAGAUCUAUUAGACAGUGGACAAGAGAUUUGAAGGCAGAGUAUGCACCACUAUGUGAGAAACGUGCGAGGUUGUGUAGGGUACUAGACGAUAGACAGAGACAUGAAAACUUGAGAGCUGAGGAAGAAGUGGCGAUCAGAAAGAUGGAGAAAGAAGAGCAACUACGUAGGCAGAUCCAACAACGAGAGAAAGAAAUGUGGGAAGAAAGAAUGAGAGCGGAGUUAGUGCUGGCAGAGAAGAAAAUUCAGAUGGAGAAAGAAGCUAAAGCAAGUACAUCGAAACUACCAGAGUUGAAAAUAUCACCCUUUAAUGGCACUUCUGCUGACUGGAUAAGGUUUGAGAAUAUGUUUUCCUCACAAGUUGACAGCAAGUCCAUUUCCGACGCUGAGAAAUUUGGGUACCUUUUAGAGCUUGUGAAUCCGAAGGUGAGAGGUAGACUUUCGAACUUGAAGCCGGGGUCAGAAGGUUACAAAACAGCAUGGGAAAGGUUGAAAAUGGAAUAUGGUCAUAAUAAAUUAGUAAUUGCAGCUCAUAUGGAGGAGAUUAUUAAGUUACAGACGGUGAGAGGAAGAAAUUACGAUAAGGUAUGUGAAUUUUAUGAAAGUCUUUGCAAAAACUAUGACGCACUGCAAACGUUGAGUGAAGAAGCUAUGUUAAAGGGGUUGGUGGUAUCUACUUUAAAUAAACUUCCCCAGGUUAAGCCUGAUUUAGUACGUAUGGAUGAUAAUUGGGAAGAUUGGAACAUGAAACAAUUGUUAUCAGCAUUACAGGGGUGGUUGAAGCGUAACAAAACAGAAGAGGUAUCAACUAAGGAGCAUGAAAACCCAAGAAAGAGGGAGCGAAACUGGUAUACCCAAAAGGGAGGAGAGUUUACCAAUGGUAAAGGCAAGGGCCCGGUCUGUAUUUAGUGCGAAGGACAGCACUGGGGAGACCAAUGCACAUCGUAUGACUCUGUGACUAAGCGUAGACAGUUCUUUGUUGAAAAACGACUGUGCUUUAAUUGUGGUCGACCAGGCCACCGCGAAAGUAAAUGUCGCAGUAGGGGUGCUACAAGUGCAAGAAUAAACAUCACACUAGCCUUUGUGAUAAACUGCAGGAAAACAAUAAUCGAGAAAACCACAACGCAAUGUUAAAUGGAUAUUCCCCAUCCUCCGAAGAGAAGUCUUUACCAGCUAUAGUGCCACUUAAAAUUAAGGGUAAGACAUUUUGGGCGUAUCGACACGGGCUCUGGGAGAAAUUUCAUCUCGAAGGAAGCAGUGCGACAAUUAAGACUAUCACCCCAGCGCCAUGAGAGUAGAAACAUCCUAACUGUAAACGGGUCCAAAAAGGCAUCAAUGCCAGUGUUUGAAGUAACAAUCAAUUCAGUUGAUGGACAGGCAAGUGAGAAUAUCGAGAUUACUGGUACAGAAAUGCCAGAUUUUACAACUGUGAAAAGACCGACUUUCAUAGAGCUAAAGGAGAAAUACGAGCAUCUUUGCGAGAAAACAUUCUACCGGUCAGAAAACGAAGAGUAUCCCAUCCAUGUCAUAUUGGGCGAUGCUACCUAUUGCAAAAUACGGACUGAUCAAGUCUACAAGGGAAAAUCAGAGGAUCCGAUUGUAGAAGGAACGACCUUCGGUUGGGUAGUUCAUGGCGGCCAAGAUUACGCAGAUUCAAGGUGCAUGUAUGUUUGUGACCAUAGUGAUUAUGAACAGCUCUAUUCCCUUGAUGUCUUGGGAGUAGAGGAUCGAGGGGAGAAAGAUCAGUCAACAAUUUAUGCAGAAUUCCAAGAAAGCAUCACUAGGAAAGAGGAUGGGAGAUACGAAGUUGCUGUUCCAUGGAUACCUGGAGCUGUAUUGUCAAACACUAAUGAAGAACCCAGUAGGAAGAGACUCCACAAUGUAAACAGGAAGUUGAAACAGAAUCAACAGCUCAAAGAUGAAUACGAGAAAAUUGUGCAUGAACAGUUGAAAGACGGAGUCAUUGAAAAGACCAAAGAGAGCUCGACUAGUGAACGCGUGUUCUACAUGCCACACAAACCGGUGAUUAAAGAAAAUGCCUCUACAACCAAGGUGAGAAUGGUGUUCGAUGCCAGUGCCAGACCCCAUUCAACGGCCAAUAGCGUCAAUGAAUGCAUGCACACUGGCCCCCCACUUCAACCAUUGUUAUGGGACAUAUUAAUCAGAGCCAGAAUGUCAACCCAUCUACUACUCGCAGACUUGCAGAAGGCGUUUCUGCAGGUUGGUUUGAAGGAAGAUGAUCGAGAUGCGUUUCGGUUUCUGUUUGACAUUAACGGUCAAGUAGAACAUUUAAGAUUUACCCGUGUGCCUUUCGGCGUGGAAGCCAGCCCAUUUAUGCUCGGUGCCACCCUGCAACACCACUUCAAUCUGCAGCCAGAAGAGUACCAAAACACCAUUGAGUCGUUAAAAGAGAACACUUAUGUUGAUAAUCUAAUGAAGACCGGAAGUGAUAUUGCAGAUCUUGAAGAUUUCAAACGCGAAGCGACAGAAAUCCUAGAAGACGCGAAGUUCCCAGUCCACAAGUGGGAGUCGAAUGUCGAAGAACUUGACAACGAAUCAAAUCCCAGCAAAAUACUCGGACAUAAAUGGAAUACGGAAGAAGUAGGCAUCAGUUGGAAGUACUGUCCAUCCGAGGAAAAUUUAGCUGAUUUAGGGAGUCGGCCGGAGAGCUUCGAUCGACAAAAUGGAAAAGGACGGUUGGUUUAAUGGUCCCGAGUGGCUAGUUAACCCAGACAAAUGGCCAAAACAACCAAAGCUCGAGAGAACAAAGGCUGUCCUGGACGAGCAGAAGCCGAUGACGGAAGUAGCUUUCAAUACGGAAGAAAAGGGUCCGGCCAAAUGGGACUUGCUACUUUCUAGAUCAAGCUACUGGAAGACUAUUCGUGUUACUGCGUGGGCGUUAAGAUUUGUAAGCAAUGCAAGAGCCAGAAAACAGAAAACUAACCUAGCGAAAGGUCCGCUGACGACGAACGAGCUAGAACAGUCGAAAGUGCGAUGGGUGAAGAAGGUCCAAGAAGACAUGAGUUCGGAGCUACGAGCACCUGGAUGGGAAGUCAUACGAGAAGGUGAUUCUGGUUUACUGAAAUGUAAAGGUCGAAUUCCCGGGUAUCAGCCGAUAUACUUGGAAGGAGGAGACUUUACGGACAAAUUGAUUAUGCAUACACACAAUGAGAUACGUCAUUUUGGUAUCGCGAACACGAUGGCCGCACUAAGAGAGAACUGGUGGAUUCCGAGACUGCGCUCGAAAGUUAAAAGGAUCAUUAACGAAUGCAACGUAUGUAAAGCGUACAGAGUCAAAUCAUAUGGUCGUACAGCAACUGCCGAACUACCUACGUUUCGAAUCGAAAGCGGAGGACCAUUUGAAACAACGGGUGUUGAUUUCGCGGGUCCCCUCACAUAUAAGCUUACCAAGAAAGAAGAAGGCAAGUGCUACAUCCUAAUAUUUACAUGUGCUACAUCCAGAGCCGUGCAUCUGGAGUUGACGAAGACACAAUCGGCAGAGGAAUUCAAAGUAAAGCUAAACGCCUUCAUCGCAAGAAAGAGCAGACCAAAGUUGAUUGUGUCGGACAACGGAGGAGCGUUUAAAGCGACAGCGUUAUGGAUCAGAAAGAUACGUAAAAGUGAACAACUGCAAGAUUAUUUGGCAAGACAAGAGAUUCGGUGGAGAUUCAAUCUAUCCAAGUCCCCUUGGUGGGGUGGAAUGUACGAACGCUUACUUAAGGACAUUAAAAAAGCCCUGUAUAAAGUUCUGGGAAGAUCAACAUUAUGUUUCGACCAGUUACAAGCUAUCGUAAUUGAUAUUGAGAAAAACGUAAACAAUAGGCCACUGACGUACGUCGAAAGCGAGCAAGAAGAGGAACAAGUGCUCACACCAAAUACAAUUCUGUGGGGACAAAACGUGCAUACCAUAGACGAAUCAGACACGGAUGAUGGAGAAGUCGUGAAGUUACACAAACGAAUGAAGCAGAAACGAGAACACGCGUGGCAAAGAUGGAAGACGGAGUACGUACAUAGUUUGAUGGAACAUCAUCGAGUGAUUAAAGGGGAAAAUGCGUGUCCAGAAGUGGGAGAAAUGAUGUUGGUGGUCGGUGAGGAAAAGAAUCGAGCUGAAUGGAAACGGGGAAAAGUUGUUGAGCUAAUCAAGGGCAAGGACAACGUUGUGCGAGGAGUAAAGAUCUUGACGAAGGGACAUACGAUUGAAAGACCACUUUCUCUUGUUUGCUCUCUCGAACUCAAGGAAACAGAGAUUGAAGAACCGAAGCCAAAGGUGACGAAGCCAAAAGAAACGGACGAAAUCGGACAACGAAAGAGUAAGAGACAAGCAGCAAAGGACGCUAGGUGUAAAAUACUGCAGUUGAUACAAGAGGAAGAAGAUUGAAGAAUUGAACUCGACAUAACGUCGGACAUUUGAUUGCGAACAUUAACUUUCUAGUUGAUAUUAGUUAUAAAAUUAAGAAAAACAUUUAAUUUUAGAGGGGAGCGUGAACGAACAUAUUAUAGAAAGGGGUAUUGGGUUACCUGUGGGUAACAAGCCUGUUCGCGGGCGACCUGAGUAUCGGGAAAAACAACGAACAUGUGAGACUUUGUGAGCGAGAGUUUUGUGUAAAAAGUGGGAGUUUUUAUAGUUUAUUAAACUUUACUAAAACAUAAUAAGAGAGUUUUAGUGUGCCGACACAAGUUCGGCACAUACGGCGCCUAAAACUUUCUUCCAUUUUUCGACUUUAAAUGCAUUUCUUUCGAAUUUAAUCGAUAUCCCCGGCAAGAAUGAUUACAUACAACUCUCAAAACAACGAUGCUUUAAUCAAAGAGCUUAAUUCGCUUCAAAAUACUCGAAGGAACGACAAAAUUCGCCUAAAAUACAUCCGAGGCAUGUAGGUGCUGUGCAGUAAACAGGAAUUUGUUAAGCCACUGAUUGACCAACAUAUUCAACUGUUUUCUCCUACAUGCCUCGGAUGUAUUUUGGCCGAAUUUUCUCGUUCCUUCGAGUAUUUUGAAGCGAAUUUAAGCUCUUUGAUUAAAGCAUCGUUGUUUUGAGAGUUGUAUGUUAUCAUUCUUGCCGGCGAUAUUGAUUAAAUUCGAGAGAAUAAUAAUAAUAAUAAUAAAACUUUAUUUAUUGAGAGAUUACAUUGAUUACUUAAUAUAGUAUUCUUCCCAAUGGCCCUAGCCUGCAUGGCAGGUGGUCUAAAAUACCGCCUGCUGGGUUUGGCAGUGUAAUUUGAUAACCGCCCACUUUUUUGUCUGGGUCCAAUUAGCCAAUCAGCAAACACUAAAUAUAUUAAUAAUCAAACUGUCAAACGCUCAAACUAUGUUAUUGUUUGGUCGGCGUCGCAAAAUUGCAAAUAUAAAAUAUGUCGAAAGAAACGCCAUUGAAAGUUUCAAUCAGGACUUCUGAAUAACGACAAGAGGUAGAAAAGCAAGCACGGAAAAUGUAAAUGACCACUGUCGUUUGUGUAUUAAGUGUGCUUUGAAACUAAAACACGGGGCAAUAGAUUUAUAUUUAAGGCAAGCAAAAGAAUUAAUAUGACAGUGGCAAAACCUUGGCGAUCAAUAAGCCAAUCACGAAUUGUGUUCACUUCAUUUAGGAAUCGAAGUUAGUUCUACCUCAGAACUAUCCGACCGGGUUUGUAAGCUGUGUGGGCGAAAGAUCCGAAACGCAAGCGAACUGAUUGCCACCAUAUCAUUAAAAUCAAAUGAGACAUAAACGUGUUGCCUGUGUAUGUAUCGAACAAAUAGACUGUUGUAUAAAAACGUCGGUUGCCAAUAUAAACUGUCUCGUCUCCAUAACGAAGCCGUGUGUCAAAGAAACUAGCCUUAAAGAGUUCAGAAAGUGAAGCAGCUAACAGGCCAAGGUGUAGUAGUCCUGUUAAACCCGUUGCAAUAGACUCUACGGCGGUCUGUAUUUAUUCUUGUUUAUAUAUAUUUUCUUGCGCGAAGAACAAUCAAGCUUUUCCCAUAACCUGUAGGUAGAACGGCCAAAAAAUUCUUUACAAGGAGUAAAUCUUUAACUGCUAUCUCUUGCUCGCGUUUGAGAUUUGACAAUCAGUUUAGUCGCGUUUCGACUUUCGAGAAGCGUUCAUAUAGUGCCGUGACAUAUUAAAAGCGUAUUCACUUUUGAGUGACAGCGGCUCAGACUUGCAGCCAAUCAUCAAUUCCCAUCCACUGGUGGAUGGGGAAUUCGAUUACACUCAGUCUGCCAAACCCAGCAGGCGGUAUUUCCAUAGAAAUAUUAGACCUAGAAUGCGUGCUUGGUCACGUGACCGGUGUCCAAAUUGAAAACAAAAAUGCCCUUAUAAAUCCGCCAUGUUGAAUUUGAGCAGGAGUGCAAACUACAAAGUAUAAACAAAGCUAAAACUAUAAAGUUUUCAACAUCAAAACGUUUUGUAUUUGUAGUUUGGGGAUAUAAUUUGAAAUAGUAAGUUCCUUAAAGGCUCAAAGCAAAUGUGCCGUUACAAAACGGCCAUGAAAAUCGUGCAGCUUGUAUAAAAAACAAAUAGUUUUUUGUGUAGUUUCGCGUAUAAAAUAUAAUUUACUCAUAAAACAUUUUUGCUUGCUCUGAACGUAUAAACUGUUUUGCUAAUACUUUAUGAAAUUACGAAAUGAUAGUUCAUUCUUCGUCUGGUUUCAUUUUUCUUCAAUCUAAACAAAGUGUUUUCAUGUUUUUGAAACAAAAAUAUUUUGUUGUCGAUAUUAAAACUGUAAAUCGCCUAAAUGGUCGUCAAAAACAUAGUUUCAAAAGCGUUGCCUCAAGCUCAAGCAACGUAUAAAAAAAUAUAAAAAGUAGUUGUGUAAGUUUAAAAAGAUUAUUCAACACCAUUUAUAUUAUAAAACAGUUGAAAUAUAUUUUUUAAAACAUACCUAUUGAGUUUGAGUUUGUCUUGAUUUUUCGUGUUUUGUUUUGGCUUGCUCAACAACGUUGAAAAUGUAUUUUCAAACGACGAUUUCUGUAUAUAUUCUGUUCAGAACUCUAGCUUUUCGUAAAAAAAACCACGGGAAUGGGUUUUUCUCCAUUAAAAACACUUUUUUUCCACUUCAAGUUUCGAUAUAAUUGUUUUUGCAAACUUUGUUGAAAAAAACAAUUCGCACUCCCGGCAACCGCGCGAAAUUCCUUGCCGCAGGAGUCUGGGACUAGCCAAAAUGCCCUUAUAAAUCCGCCAUUUUGUGGAGACAAAAUUUUUACUGAGAAGAGAUAGGAGCACGCAUUCUAUGUCUAAUAUUUCUAUGGGUAUUUCCCAGGCUUGCCCGAUUUUAGGGACCGCCUGCCAUGCAGGCUACAAUGGCACUCGAUGUCUGAUAGUAAUAUAAAAAAAAAUCCUAUUGAGAGUAACAUUGACAAUGAAAAAUUGAAAAAUACGAAAAAUCGUAAAUAUAAAAUAAUCGUAAAUCGAAUACGAAAAAUCGUAAAAAAUCGUUAAAAAUAUACAUUUAUUCGAUUCCGUCAAAUAAUUGCUAAAUGAUUGCUACAAUAUUGUCUUAAAUUGACUUAUUGAGAAAUUUACCUCUAGUACCUCUACCACAAGGUGUAUUUCUCUUUAUGUGUUAGUUGGAUGUGAUUUGAGCACGAUUUCUUUUAAUAUCCCCAGUCAUAAUACACAGAGUGUCUCAAAGUGCACAGGUAAUUAAAGGUAAAUUAAUUUUAUUUCUCAGUGGAAGACAAUAUUCUGGCAAUUAUUUGACAAAAUCGAAUAAAUAUAUAUUUUUAACAACUUAUUCUAUAAAUAGCCUCAACUUGAGUCUGUUGAUGUUUCUGAUUUUGAAUUAGUGACCGCCCCUAAAUGUCAAAAACAAAUAUGCUCUCAAACUUUUUGCUUGAGGUAUCUGGUGUCUCCACGCACCCAUGUAUUAUUCUCUAUAUAAACUAACCUUGUCAUCGAUAACUGCCAAUUCAUACGGCACAGUCCUGUCAAUUUUCAAAACACGAAACUUUGUUUGCGAAGUAUUCGAGCCCACCAGGUAAUAACGCUAAACAAUAUAUUAAAAGUCACAAUUUAUACUACACUAUCAAGUCUAUCAGCUUGCUUUGUAAUAUCAGUAUUAUAUUUAAUACAUACCGCCUUCGUUUCGUAAAGAACGAUUUUCUGAAUGCAGCCAAUGGGCAAAAUUCUUGUGGCCAUCUUUGAUCAGUGUUUUGCAGAUAACCGGAAGUAAAUAUCCUGGGGGGUUCCUGCGUGUCAGAUUUAGCCUGCACUCAGGCGGUGCUGGUAAAACUCGCCUGGCACCAAGAAACCUCUAAACCCAAGGGUACACCGUCUAUUUUGACACUUCGCGCCUCUUCUAAUCCUUUGUAAACAGCGGCAACUUUCUCACAAUAAGCACUCGGUUUUGUAGUGAAAAUUUCGAGUUUAAAUUUUAUACAUUUAUUAGGCAACUCCAAAUUAGACUUUAGUUUCCCAUCAUCCGCCCGCGUCUCCUAGAACUGGCCGCAUGAUUUGUCCAUUAUUGCCAACUUGUUUCCACUAUUUGACAUUUGUAACUAAGAAUAACGAAAAUCCACAGUUUUCAAAUGAUCUAUCGUUCAAAAAAUACGUACAAGAAGUAAAAAUCGAAAUAAAAUUAUUGAAACUUUUGUCAAAGAGCGUGAAUUUUUUCCCAUUUGCUGAGCUAGACACUAAUUCCGUUACAAGUUUAGAUUUUCGUCUUUCGAACGUAAAAGAUGAUAAGAUUAAUAUAUUAGCUUUCAUUUCUGCAUAUAUACAAAAAACUAAAACAUUGCGUAGAAACAUGGCUGAAUGGAUAUUUAAAACGCUUAUCUAUUUCAUGAAAUAAUGGGUCUUCAGUUUCAUCUUUCAGACACCAUAAUGGAUAACAGAAAUGACCUCCCACCCGCGUGUAAUUUGAAAUAAGGGCCGGAAGGGAAACUAAAGUCUAAUUUGGAGUGACCUUAGACCUAACCAGGAGCAGUUGCGAAACAUGCAACUACAGGCCCUCUCUGGCAGCUGCAGAUCUUUAGCUCAGUUAGAUAGAGCCGCUUCGAAAUAGCCGUAUAUAUUCAUAUUGUCUGUAUUUUAGUGUUGAACAUUUCUACUAAAAUAGUGUAUGUUAUAUCUGCUAACUGAUGUAUCACAAGAUGUCGUUUAAGCUCCCUACCUUCUCUGUCUAAAGCGAAGGCCUUUCCUAUUAAGAUUUCGAUCUUGAUUCAGAUUUCGAUCAAGAUUUCGAUCAAGAUUUCGAAAGGAAAGAUCAAAAUUUCCGCCACUGGAGUCUGGAGGUGAGGUUAGAUGUACCUGAAUUUAUCCAACUUAAUUUAACGUUUUUACCUGAUUUUGCGACGCAUGCAUGCCGAGAACAUUUCAAUCGCUAAUUAAUAUUUUUUCCCAAAAUUGUUGGCGACAUACCAACAAUUUUCCGGACAUCAUAUAAUUUUAAUUUUCCGAAAUUACAAAAUUAUUUUCGGUCCCGAUUGACCCGAUAGCGGAGACAAACAAGUCAGCAACCUGCAGGAUUUUCUUGGGUACGUGGGCGAGGAUGACGUGGCUGAUGCAUUCCCACCAUUCUUAUACCAAAAAAUUGCCUUUGAUGUAAUUUAUGGCUUACAGUAUUUGCACGAGUCAAAGGUUUAGCAUAGAGAUCUGAAGACAUCAAACUCGGUUUUGGUGUCUGACAUGCAUUACAGUGACAAAAACUUUUAACUUUAAGUCUUAAAAGCAGUUACACUAUUUUUGCUUUUUGUAACCUCGAGCCUGUUGUGCGCAAAUUAACUGACUUUGACGAAAGCAGGUCGCAUAGCAUGUUGUUAAAUAGCGUUAUGACUGAAGCAUAAAUCACUGUAGGACUGAAAGUUCUCAAAAUAGCCGGUGCGAGGCGAACGAAAGGCCGGUAGCAUGUAAAUCACUGUAGGAAAAGUUCCGUGUACGUACAUGCGUACAACGCACCAUAAUGCAUUGCGCUUGAGCUCGAUGCCGGAGCCACCAAACUGUGGGGCUCGUAAGCCUUUUUUCUCAUGGGCUAUGCACAGAGAAGCAGAACAUCCUUCUUCAACACAUGUCCUGGAGCCUCGUUUUCGUGUUAAAGCUUAUUUCCACAUUUAUUGAUCAAAAUCCAAAAAUUUUUUUCGCGCAUGUGUUGAAGAAGGAUGUUCUGCUUCUCUGUGCAUAGCCCAUGAGAAAAAAACUUGAAAUCCUUUCCAUUUAAGGUGGUUCUAAGUUGAAAACAGUGUUGUUGUGACGUAAUUAUCGAAAGGGUGUAUUAAAGUAUUUCUUUUCCCGAAAUUGUUCUAGCCGGGGGGGGGGGCUGAACAUAAAAAAUGCAUAUUUCUGGACAUUAUAUUUUCUCUUUGGUUAAUGUGUCGUUAUUCGUUCAACUUUCCUUAAUGUUUUCGUACAUUUCCCCAAAUCUAUCGGACCGGCCUAUUACCUAAUGAACAAAAUUUUGAUGUAGACAAGUCUAGAAAGAGGGUCCUGAAGGGGGGGGGUCCCAAUCCCAUUUCCCACCUGAAAUUUUGGCAAAAUCCCAGUCCCAGUUGGAUUUUUAUUAGAAAUCCCAGUCCGAGUUAUUGAAAUCCCUGUCAAUAAAAAAGUUAUUUAUCGGUAGAAUAAACAGUUUUAUUAUAUGGCUUUUCAAAAUUCUCUAUUCUGAUUGGUUGACAAGCGGUCCGUAAAAACCCACAUCCGGACAGUGGUCCGUAUUUUCCGUAUCUGGAUCGGUGUCCCGGAUGUUGUUUAUCUGGCGGAAAAUUUUUGCUUUGCAAACAGAAAAAAUUUUUGCUUUUUAAUUUUCCAAUUGUGUGUCAUUAAAAUUUACAGAUAAAAAUUUCAAACAACCAAAUUGUUUUUGAUUGAGCAUACAUGCCUAACGUAUAUUGUUACCCAGUGAAACUGACGAUAGCCGAUUUAAUUCGCGCGAAAAGCAUAUGCUCACAGCCCCUCAUAGACUCAGUUCAGCCAUAUAAUAAACCGAUUAUUGACCUCGCUUGUUCGGUCUGUACUAUGAAAUAUCAGACCUCUGUUUUUUGCAUGGACCUCGCUCCUGAAAAAAACCUCGGUCUGAUAUAUUUCACAGUACAGACCUCACGCUCGGUCAAUAAGCCGUUAUUAAGACCUUUUAAGCCACCGUGUGUGCGCACCACUGAAUUAAGCCCGUUACUGCAUGUCGAGGACAUGGGAUUUACUUCGGACCACUUCGGUUAAUUAAGUAACUUGUUUCCGAUAUGUCCGACAUGACGGUACUUUUUGUUGUGCUUUGCCUUUGAGGUAUAUACUAGGGGUUAAAUGAAGUAUAUACCGGAAACCAGGCAUAUAUUCCGCUGUGCAUCUGACUUGGGGACACGCAUCAUAUGACACGCAUAAUCAGAAAACCCAGAAUUCCGGACGCCAGAAUAUGCCUGUUCGCAGGUAGUGCUGUGAAUAAUAUAGUUAACAACAAAAAUCAUGACCAAAGACACCAAAAACGGAUCAAAAUUGUAUUUUAAAAUACUAAAACGUGGAAAAAUGGCCAGUUCCCAUUUUACCCCUUCAGGACUUGAAAGAGCAUCACAAAGUUAGUAAUAUUCUGAAGUUUCGUUGCGAAAUGUUGUAAAAUGCGGAUAAUAUAUAUAGCCCUGCGAAGUUUACCGUUUUUCAGUCAUUUUGUAUUACGCGCGGGAAAUUGAUACCUUUUUUUCAGAAAGCGGUAUCAAUUUCCCGUGCGUAAUAUUACGGGAAAUUGAUACCGCUUUCUGAAAAAAGGUAUCAAUUUCCCGCGCGUAGUACAAAAUGACUGAAAAACGGCAAACUUCGCAGGGCUAUAUUAUCCACAUUUUACGACAUUUCGCAACGAAACUUCGGAAUGUUAUUAAUUUUGUGAUGCUCUUUCAAACUGUGCUGAAUUUUUUGUCUAUAUAGACUUGUCUGGAUCAAAAUUUUGUUCAUUAGGUAAUGCCGACUACCUUGCGCCUUGCGCGGGCCACUAGAGCCUGGGCCCUGGGCUUCCUGUGAUAAAAUCUGAUGAUUCAUUGUUGUUCCGCUUGUUCGAUUAUUGCUGUCUUGACUCUUGAGAAAAUAACUUCUUAGUUCUUUGAAAGUGUGUAUUUUUUUCUCACCGACGAUGUCGGCCAGUCCGAUUUAGUCGUUGGAGUCUACUUCUUGUCUGGCACAGGACCAAAACAUAUUCUAAAAUUGAUAGCGGCUGACAUCGUGCGAGUUUAAAGAAUGACUUCCAGUCGACUCACAUUCGCUCUUUCGGUAACGUUACUUCAAUGUUUUGGAAUUGCCAUAUUGGUGAUGGUUGGUGUCUGGACGGGACAUUACCUUGAUGGCUUUGCUUGGGAUGGCUCAGGAAAAGAAUUUAACUAUCAUCCAGUAUUUAUGAUAGUGUCUAUGAUCUUUCUAAACAGCCAAGGUAAUAUAUUUAAUAAUAUGCAUGGAUCAAUUCUUCUUGUAAUCAUGCUAACUACAAAUUCCCAAACUCUGAAACUUCAAGAAUUCACCACCCCCCCCCAGCAUUACUGAAAGUUAAUGGGGCCCCAUUGUACCCUAAUGCCUCCCUCCCUCUGUUAUUUUGUGCUCAAUGGGUUAAUCAGACUAUCUGCCCAUGUGUCAACAGUGUUGGGUUUAUGGCAGUUGCCAUUCCUUAUAAUAUAAUAAUUCAACUUCACAUAAGUUUUAUACAGUUUUAUUUUACACGACAAAAACUGUUAGUUGUCAAUAUUAAACAGUUUUACAGUGAUUUUAUAUGCACUAUUUAAAUAGAUAACGUUUUACUGUGAUUGGUUAGUUUAUCACCAAAUACGGUAAUGAGUCUCUGCUCCCCAUUUAUAUGUAACUCAAUUUAUCAUUACAACUAACAAUUGGGGGGUUACAUGUUACAUGUUCUAAGCUGAAACUGACAAAGUACGAGACGACCUGAGGAAAACGACGAUAUACUGGAGGAACUUGAUUUGUAAAAGCAGUUGUAGAUUUGGUUCCAAGUAGAAUGGAUUUAGUUUAGAUUUUUAACUGUUAAAUACAUGUAUGCAUUAUCAUAGCAUAAAUAUUUAUCUCGUAUAAAAAAGCAACGUAAUUUUGAGAAUGCGGAAAUGGUCUCAUAUAGAACCUAGAAUUAUUUAAAUGCAACAUUUCUGAUCAAAGUCACAUUGGGAUUUUCUCCCUCAGCAUCCAGAGGGGAAAUAAGGUGACACUGACCCUUCCUCCUGUUUUUCAAGGUGACUUUUCCAACUUAUUUAAUCCCGAGGAGAAAUGUCUGGGAAAAUUCAUGUCUUUGAUGUACUUUAUAAUCUUCAGAAUUGUGCAAGAUUUCAGUAUUUCAUGCCAAAAAUGCUUGAAAUCACAUUUCAGGGACUCUAGAUUUCAAAAUUUUCCCAGCGGUGCAUGCUCCAGGACCCCCAGUCUCAUGCCUUCAGCGUUUGUUUCGCCCCUCCCCCCCCCCCAAAAAAAAAUGAAGGUCUGGCUAUGCCACUGACUAUCUUUUAUAAUAACAUGAAUAACAGACUAUUAAUCAAUUACAUAAUGCAUAAGAGCACAUUACUUAACACCCCCACUUGCUCACAUGUCCUAUAAAUAUGUCAAACCUAUACUUUGUCAUGUCUAAUUAAAAAUGAAAAAUUUGAAUAUAUUAUCCUCGCUUUGAUAUUAUCCUUUGGUGAAUAUUAUCCUCGUCGACAUACUUGACUUUAUUGUACCUAGCUCCAGUCUGCUCCUAAUAUUAAAGUAGUACUUGAUAUCUACUGUAUAUGCUUGGAUCUCUUAUGGAACAUCUAGGGUUCUUUGCUAGCAUUAUCGCGCCUUGGUUAUCCACAUUUACAGUACAAGUACACUAUUACUUACAAGUACCUGAAGUUACCUUUAGGUCUAAGCAUAACUGCCUCAAAAAUUUUCCUUCCCGCACAGUUUCGGCAAGAGCAAUAUACUCUCAGUCUGCAUCACACAUAGACAAACAGGAUUCCCAAUAGAAGCCGGCACCCGGCCAUUUUCUCCAUCUAUAGCCUAGACAAUUGCCUGUUAUUUCUCCAAAUUACAAACCAAAAUGUUUCCUCCUCAUUGCAGAAAUGUUAAGGGAAAGGUUUCUUGCUUUUCUAACAUAAAUUUUACACAAUAGUCUUUGUUAAAUAUUCGGAUAAAACGACAAAACCGGUAAGAGGUAAACCUUAAGGCCCAUUUCCACUCAGGAAAAUUUUUGGCAGAAAGAAAAUUUUGUAAAAUGUGAUUGGCCGCAGAAACAAUUAAGUUUUGAAGUUGAAAAUUUUUAACUUUUAACAAUGAUAUUUUCGGAAAAUUUUCUGUCCGUGCAAAUUUUUCUUGACUGGAAAUGGGCCUUUGCAAAAUGCCUGGAAAUGCCUUUUCAGAGGGUUUAAAUUUCAGAAUUUUCACAAAGAAAUGCCCUCGGAUCCCCUCCCCCAAGCAAAUGGUACCUUCGGCACCACUUUGCUGCCUACUCCUUUCAAAAUGCCUCCUACUCCAAAUUCUAUUGGAAACCCUGAGACAAAGCUAUGGUUUGUUGUUUCCUACUCUUCCAUGAUACCAAUAGCCUGUGCACAGAGUAAUACAGGCUAUGAUACCAACGGAUCCUUCAUUUUAACCGAUUACUCAAAUGAUCCUUUAGCUAUUUCUUUAGCUUACAGACAAGCUUUUCACCAUUUUCUCCUUCCUUUUCAUAUAAACCCUUCAGUUGUUCAACAAAAAUAUCACAAUCAAUAAACCUUUCCCCUUUUGAGUGAAAUUUUGAUCUAGACAAGUCUGGACAAAAAUUUCAUCACAGCUUGAACGAGCAUCACAGAAUUAGUAAUAUUCCGAAGUUUCGUUGCGAAAUGUUGUAAAAUGCGGAUAAUAUAGCCUUGCGAAGUUUGCCGUUUUUCAGUCAUUUUGUAUUACAAAUGGGAAAUUGAUAAUCAGUUUGAUCAUCUGAUUAUCAAUUUCCCGUUUGUAAUGCAAAAUGACUGAAAAACGGCAAACUUAGCAAGGCUAUAUUAUCCGCAUUUUACAACAUUUCGCAACGAAACUUCGGAAUAUUACUAAUUUUGUGAUGCUCUUUCAAGCUGUGAUGAAAUUUUUGUCCAGGCGUAUCUAGAUCAAAAUUUCACUCAUAGGGGAAAGGUCUAUUGCAAUAGGUGCAUUCAAAUAUGCCAUUUUGACAUCCUUGAUCCAUCUGAUGCACAAGCAUAUUAUUUUGUACUGCAUGUUGCAUCAACACACAAACUGAACUCACUUGGGCUGUAGGGACAAACGCCUCGUGAUAGUCUACGCCAGAGAUUUGGGAGUAACUUUUGGCUACAUACCUAGCCUUAUAGGUUUCCUCAUUGUUGGGACCAGUCUUAACUGUGUAGACCCAUGCCCCCCACUAUCACACGGUCCUGUGAGAGUGGGACACAUGUAAAAGUUUCAUUACCUACUAACAGGCGCCCUGCCUACUAAUGAGUCUACCUCAGGCUCAUCUAUAGCUCUUUUCCAAUUUGUUGCCUCUGGGGAACUCACUGCUUCUGAAUAGGAGAUCGGAACAUCACUCAUUCUAAAACAAUAAUCUACAGAAUGGUUUAUAGUAUUGUCAACAACACUUUCAACAACAUACUCACUUAGAUAAGAAGGUUUGUUUCGAGCUCUAGUUGGGUACCUUGAAAAGGCAUCGUUCUCUGCUUCAUUCACUUUGGAGCCGGGCUCUUUUUGUUAUAUCCCACAAAAAUUCCUUCUUUACUCCUGGGUUCCAGCUUUUUAGCAUUCUGCACAUAAGCAUAGCAUACCACACCAAAAACAUACAUGUUACUUAAAUUGGGCUUUAAACCAGUUAGAGCUUCGUAAGGGGUCUUACCCAGCCUGUCGUUAAAGCAUUGAUUCCUUAUGUAUGCUGAUGCCAUUACAGCAUACAUCCACAUCAUUUUAGGCAAAUUAGCUUCCAGCAACAAGCAUUUUGCAUAUUGAAUAGGCUUAGCCAAGCUCUCUCGGCAUUCCCAUUUUACAAAUUCUCCACCAUUAUCACUUCUGAUACACUUUAUCAUACCAAUGGGAGGAGCAAUAUCCGCUAAGAAUUGCUUUGUUACUUCAGUGUAUCAGAUUUUUGUUUGAGAAAAUAUAUCAUGAUUAUACCAGCGUAAUCAUCAACGAAAAAUAAGGCAUAAUUAAAACCAUCUUUACCUACUGGAUUGACAGAUCCAGCAAGGUCAGAUUGCGCCAAUUCUAAUGGGGCUUUUGCCCUUCUGUCAACUGUGUCAUCUUACCUUGUGUGCAUAUCUUUUCAAUCUCAUCGUAACUUGAGAUUUUCAUUCUCUUUACAACGCUUUCUAGUUUACGUAUAUCCCCUUAGUAAGUUACAAUGUCCUAGGAUCCUGUGCCACUCUGUAUAAAGAGUACACGCACUAUUUCUCGAAGAUGAAAUCUAUUCAAAUAAAACAAACGACCAACUUGCUCUAUAUUAAAAACAGUGCCAUCUGAGUUUCUAAACUGCUUAGCAUGCCUAUCAAGACUUAUACUGCCGCUCUCCUCCACUGCUGCCUUUAAUACGGAAGAGAUAACCUGUUUAGAUGGUACAUACAGCGCGUUUUUUAAGAUUAUGUCAUGUGAUCUUCCGUUGACGUCAUAAAGCUUAACCUUUGCUAGUAAAUUGAUAAUGGCGCCUCAAUACUUCUAGCGCUCUUUCUCCGUCGUCGUUUAAUCGUAUUUUAAUACAAGGGAUAGACUUCGCUCGUCUACACACGCAAAAAUCUCGCAUCUUGUAACAAGUCUGCCAACAAGCCGUCAACAAGAUGUAUUCGCACUGCUUGUCACAAGUUGUCAACAGGUUUGGAACAACUUGUAACAACCUUGUCAAAAUUAUCAAACUUGUUGCAAGGUUGUUUUGACAAGUCCGUUACAUGCUUGAUAUAACAAGAUUGUUACAACCUUGUGUUGACAACGUUGUAACAUCCUUGUUAUAUCAUGGCUGUAACAAACUUGUUAGCACAGUCUUGUAACAAGUCUGAUAAUGCCAUCAAGCUUGUUACAAGUUGUUAACAGCUUGUUCCAAACUUGUUACAACAAACUGGGAACAAGCAGUGCGAACACAACUUGUUGAAAGCUUGUGAACAGAUUUGUAACGACUUUUUUGCAGACUUGUUACAAGCUGUGCGUUUUUACGUGUGUAGGCAUUGAACCAACUCCGCGAAAGCAUCCGCUUUCUUCGGCGCUUCGUGUUGUUUAUCACCCGGCACAAAUACCUCGUAUAAUUUUUGCAGUCUCAUCUGCGCUAGAAACUUAACUUCCCACAGCUCGUAUUUGCUCUCAUCGCCGUUAAUUAAAUAAUAUUCCCCUUCUGGGCCCAUAAUCUGUUGGGUUUACGGCAGUUGCCAUUCUUCAUAAUAUAAUAAUUCAACUUCACAUAAGUUUUAUACAGUUUUAUUUCACACGACAGACAGAAUACUGUACAACUAACAGUUUUACAGUGAUUUAUACACUAUUUAACAUUCAAAUAUGAAAAUAAUAAAAAUAAUAAUAAUAUUAAAGAUUGAUUAAAGAAGAUUAAAGAUUUAUACACUAUUUACAUAGAUAGCGUUUUACUGUGAUUGGUCAGUUUAUCACCAAAUAUGGUAAUGAGUCUCUGCUCCCUAUUAUAUGUAACUCGAUAUUAUUACAACUUUUACAACUAACAAACAACAAUAGUAUCUUUUUUAAUAACAUGAACAAUUAUUAAUCAAUAGACCUUAUGCAUAAUGACGUCACAAGGCUUGAUGCCCGCGAGGAAUGCUGGUCUUAGUAGUCAUCGCCCGGGAAAAUUUCGAUAGUGGCCAUUUUGAAUUGUUUAAUUUUCCCGGGCGAUGACUAUUAAGACCAGCAUUCCUCGCGGGCAUCAAACCUUGUGACGUCAUUUUGCAUAAGGUCUAUUACGUAAUGAUAAAUGUGUAAUAAUAAUAAUGGUGUAAUCAUUGAUGAAGACUUAACUUUCAAAGAGCAUAUAACCAAACUUAGUAAAAACCUUAGUAAAAAAAUCGGCCUGCUGAGAAAGAUACGAAGAUACUUAUCACUACUUGUGAGAAAGCUAUUUUACAACGCUGUCGUCAAGCCAGUUAUAAUGUACGGUAGUUCUAUUUGGAGUUGCUGCUCGCUAAAUGAUCUGCUUAGAAUUUUUAAUUAAAUUACAAAAAAGAGCAGCUCGGGUAAUUUUAGGAACUGACACUUCCUCCAGGUCAAUGGCCAAUUUUAAUAAACUGAACUGGAUACCUUUUUAUGACGAAGUUAAAAUUAACAAAUGUAGCUAGCUACUCUAGUUUACAAGAGCCUGCAUGAUCAAGCUCCGCAGUAUAUUAAGAACUUAUUUAAAACAAACAAUGAAAUUAAUGGUAGACAAACUCGUCAUGGCGAAUAUAAUUUAGUUUGUCCUAAAUUUAAUUAUGCAACUGAGGGAGGAAAAUCUGUAACGGUCAGUAGCAUUAAAAUAUGGAACAAUCUCCCGAAGGAUAUUAAGACAAAAUGUAGUGUUAAUUCCUUUAAGUUUGGCAGUACUUGAGUACUGCCGAAAUAACACUGCAUUCAUGUUCUAUUUUUGUUCCGAACGAGUUAUAAACAUGUUCCGGAACGCUUUAUCGCACUAAUUCUCAAUGCUUUAAUUUCCUCUUAAAAAAGCAUAUUAAUUAACUCUUAUAUGUUGUUAUCUUAACUCCUCUUGAUCGGAAAGACUCCGAUAAUUUGCUUUCUGCAUACUGUGAAAGUUUCGCUAUGUUCCCCGACUAUUUGUGGUUUUGUGAUUACGAUAAUUUCCGUUGGUGAUUUCAACACAAAUAUAACUGGAACACGUUCUGGAACGUGAACACAUUCAGGAAAGCGUUUAAGUUGAAUUGCGCCCACGGUCUCAUUGGUGUUCAAUGGGAUAAUCUGCUCACGUGUCCAGUUAACUCAUAAAGUCGCAUUGCAUCCCAAUGUGCCCAACUUUAUAUUUUACUCUGUCUAACGCCAGACGAUUUUAUUCAACAAGAGAGUAUAUGCUUGUCAGUGUUCAAUGGGUUAAACCCAGUGGCGUGGUGGCUCGAAAAUUUCAAGGGGGGCCAGUAUUAGAUCCGUCUCCCGUAAGGCUAAGAGUUAUCUCGAUUCUUGCGCCCCUAAAAUUAGUGCGAUUGUACACAUCGAGUGUCGUAGGCACGAGGGACCUAGAAGGAUCUGUGGGCAUGCUCUUCCAGAAUUUUUUUAAAUCUAGGUCUUUUCCAGCAUUCUGAGAACACAUUUUGUGCAACAGUUUACUACCAAGUACCAGUCUAAAACAACGUUAGUCAGGUGUUGUUGUAGCAUAUUAUAAACGAAUAUAAUAUACUAUAAUGCAAUUUUUACUAUCAUAUGCCGAUAAUGAGACAACGUAAUUUUGUUCCAGGUCAAUGUCAAUAACGUAUAGACUACAUAUAAGCUAUAGUUUAUGCAAAUUGAGCAUAGUAUCACAUGUAAGUUUUAAAAGACAACCAAAUGCAAGUCAAAGUAGAGCUUUUGACAGUUCGGGAGAAAGCCCUGCAUACAAGUUGAUGAGACGUUCUUUAUCGCAUUUUAAGAAAGCUACGAAAAGAAGAAAUAGAUUGUGUCUAAUGUAACAUCAAAAGUCUGGAAUAUUCUGACGUGUUGGGUCUCAACGUCACAAUUUUAAUAAUCACAAAAUAGAUCAACUUUAAUAAUCCGCCGUGCGAGGGUACUAAUCCCCCCCGGCUAUUUACACCCGGGGAAACGAAAGCAUUAGCCAAGUCUAAAGUUCAUCAAUUAUCGCGGGCGUGGGUGACCAACGAUGGGUGGUCAUCCCAGUGAACUCUAAUAAUAACUGGAAGGCUAACUCCUAUGAUGAAAGUCUAUGAUUCGUUGAAGCCGGCGCGCGGGAAAAUCAGCUUUCAAAAGGACUAAGGAGAGUUUCGAGGAGUGAAAAAAAUUCUGUCAAAAGUUUGUUUUCGAGCAAAAAUUUGCAAGAAAAACACUUUUCCCAUGGGAAUACAACAAUGACUUGGGAUUUAAACCAAGUUUCCGAUUAGUUCCGACUGUUUUACAUCUCUCUGCAGCAAAAAGUAAGGAAUUUUGCUUUUGUAUUUUGAAAAAAUGACGAAAGUUUGGAUGUGCCGAAGGAAAUCUCGCCGUUCAACUCAAAAAUAUAUACUAUAAAACAUUUUGACAGUCCCAAAACUUAUGUUGUACUAAACCCCAGGUAUUGUUAUUGAUCCUGAGCUUUUAGUCCUUGUUUUAGUCGCUCUUAAACAUAAAUAAAUUGGCGUUUUUCAAGUGAUGUUAUUUUCGUCAUCGGCAUCUUGUUGGCCACUAUGAGCACUUUGAAUAUGGCAAUAUUUUUGUCAAUUUUCAAAUGCUUUUUUUUCGACCUUAAAACGUUCAAUUUUCUUGAAACUUCGCAUACAGAUGUAUUUUGCAUGGGUAUAAAAAAUUCCUGAGGUAUGACGUCUUAGUUUUAUCUUAAACUUCCAAAAACUCAGAAAAAGCAGCCUAAAACGCGCGGUUUUUCUGACCGUCCAUGCUUAUGGCCGUGUUUUUUCGUAUUUUUUUGCUAAUACGUGAUUUGUUUGCUUUGCGAAUAUUAAAUUCAUUUAUAAUACUACUGAUAUAAAUUAAAUUUGGUAGUAUUACUAAUAUUUUGGGGCAAGAUUUUUCUGAUCAAAAAAUGUGCAUAUUUUGAAAAAAAAAUGUAAAAAGGACUGGGUCUACCUACAAAAAAAGCUUCAAGCACGGCUUCAACUUCCCCCCCUGACUUAGCCUUCCAGUUAUUAUUAGAGUUCACUGGGUCAUCCUCACUGAUCUCAAAAAUAUGGCGGACUGUCAUGAAUAGCGGACACUGAUUGGUCCAAUUUAAAGUUUGCAUUAUAACGACUGCAUGACGACAGCGAAAUAGCAAACAUUUCUUGAUUUGAUCACAGAAUAGGAAGUUACAGCAGAAGUGUAACUCAAGCAAGUAUUUGUCCGCGUUUUUACAAGCGAUUCGUCAUCAAUCACGCCAUCCUGGCUAGUACAACCGGCACUUUGCACCUACCAAAACCUGAUAAAAACUUCCGGUUGUACUAGCCAGGAUGGCGUGAGCGAGUUAAAAUUUUCGUGGACGUAAUUACGUCUGCUGUACCACAGAGUAGAGACAUGCAGAGACGUAACUAGUGUACCCACUUUUCUUGUGCGCAUGUUCGGCAAGUUACUAGAUGCAUGCAUCUGAUUGGAUGACGACCUGAUGACGACUUACUUUAAACUUGCUGAGCACGCGCAGUUGAUCAUUUUUGCCCGGUCGCCUGAAAAAAAGUGGGUACAUGAAAACGUAAGCUUCCGCAGUGUUUACAACGGUCAGUUACGUCUCUGUAUGUCUCUACUCUGUGGCUGUACCUUUCGUAUUCUUGUGAUUUGAUGAUUGAUAAAUUUUUUGCAAAUAUAUUUCACUUUUGCUCGCAUUUUUGCAAGAUUUUGUAAAUUUCAAAAGCUUUCUCAUAAAGAAAGGGCGAAAGAAUCGGCUAAAAGAAGGGAGCCGACGUUAACGAAGGUAAGUUUGUUUUAAAUAUUGAUUUUAUAAUGGAUUUAAAACCCGACGGCCUUUGUGGGCUUUGCGUAUAUGAAACAACUAAACAAGACAGCAUAUAAUUUCAGUGUAUCUUUAAUAUUGAUUCCCUUUUUUAUUAUAUUGAAUUUUUUAAAUAAAAAAGAAAGUAAAGUUAUUUGUAUGCGAGAAUUUGAAAUCAUUUUAUUGCAAACUCAAAGACAAAGUUUAUAGAUAAAGCCAUUUAAUUAAAGGCAGUUUAGUUUUAUAAAGAACACUUUAAAACGUUUUGCGGAGCAUUUGUGGUUGAAUUUUACCUUAAAUUGAAGCUUAUAUUACGUAUAAUAACAUACCUAACAUAUAUAUGUUGGGAAAUUGAUAAUUUUGUAAUUAAUUAAAAGUGAUAUUUUUAGGCGAUUUUUCAUUUAUAAUUAUAAGAAUAUUCUUAAAAAAUUAUCGUGUUACCAUGACAACUACUUUAGAUAUUUCAUGUUCGGAAAAUACAAUGGUUUUGUCAGCAAGGCGAGGGUUUCUGCAUGCAUGUAUUUUCUAGUCAUAAAAUAGAUCAUACUAAUCCAGGCCCAGGCAUUUCGGUGCCCCUCUUGAAACCAUCGCUGGGGGCAUGGCCACCACGCCACUGGACUUAAACCUAUAGCUGUGUGACCUAAUCUACAACUUAUUUUUAUACAAAUUUAACUGCUUUGAGUUUGCCCCAUGUGAGGUAUAUCUUGUGUAAUGACUGUAAUUGCAGCUACAGUAUAAAACAUGUAAUUGAUUUUAUCUCCUAUAUUGGCUAUAAACAUGUUUUUUGUGUUGUUUUUUAGCAAUGAUAGCUUAUCGAGUGUUCAGCAACGACAGUAAAGCGAAAGUUAAAUUGCUGCACAUGUUUAUCCAGGCGAUUGCAUUUGCUUUUGGUGUUCUUGGUUUGAAAGCAGUUUUUGAUUUUCACAAUGACAACAAUAUUACCAACCUGUACUCUUUGCAUUCUUGGAUUGGAAUGACAACUUUUGUUUUAUUUUCCUGUCAGGUAUAUCACUUUUUCAAUAUUCACAUUAUUCAGUAAUUUUAGUUCAAUCUUAUUUCUCUUAUUUAAACAUAUUCAUAUUGAAGGUUAUGCAGUGUCGAUACUGACUGCAUGAUAAGUACACCAUAAUAAGUAAAUUAACAGGCUAUACUUUUGCGCCAUAAAUUGUGACUUGAAUUUAAUGCAUCUCUGACGUGCAGAGUUAUAGUCCGUAUGGUAGUCUAGUUCUGUUUUAUUGUCACGUUUCGAUUUUUGUGAUAUCAAUGCGCUCGCUCCACAGUCUUUUUAAAAGCAUUGAGAUAAAUAGAGCGUUUGCACAUGACGUCACAGCCGCCAUGUUGGUGUUCCAAUUCAAAAGAAUUUUAAUUAGAUUCUUUUGUCUGGAAUACCAACAUGGCUGCUAUGGCUUUUGUUGAGUUGGUCCCUGGGGAAUGCGUGCAAACGCUCUAUAGGAUCCAUAGGUUGUGACAUGGAUCUUUCUUGUUUGUGUUAGUUAACCUAAUUGCAUUUUACUUAAAUUGACACCUUCAAAUACCUGUACAAAUACUGAAGAUCCAUUAUUAUUGACAAUGACCGCUUUCCCUCAACAGAGUCAGACCAGUCGCAUCUAUCGAACUGUUAAAUCACCUAAAUGGACUACAACAUUUUAGUAUUUUGUUUGAGACUGGUCCAACUGGAAAUUUUUUUAUCCAAUAGGUAGAUGCCGAUUUUGGCCAGGUUGGCCCUAGAUAGUCUAGUACGAUCUACUCUGAAAUUCUUCUCUAACUGAUCUGACCACGUAAAUAGAAGUACCGAAAGCGUUUAUCAAUCCAAGGACCUGUUCAGUCGUAAAUCUUACCUUUUUUAUUACCUUUUAGCUUGUUUGUGGAUUCUUGGGCUUCCUGUAUCCUAAGUUUCCUGAUGCACUCAGAGCAGCAUAUCUACAAGUACAUGUGUUUUUUGGUACAUCCAUAUUCUUAAUGGCAGUUGCAGCCUGUUUGACUGGUAUUACUGAAAAGGCCCUUUGGACAAUCAAGUAAGUACCUCAGGGUAUAGUUUUCAUUGAAAUUUCAUAUCCAUCUUGAACAGCACAUUGCAUUGCAGUGUAGUAAAGUUGAAUACGAUAUAAAACGAACACCACAGUACAGUGCAGUUAAGUUGAAUGCAACAUGGAGAGUUUAUUACAGUACAAAACAUCAAACCACAAUAAAUUACAGUAUAGAGUACAAGUACAGCACAAUACAGAAAGGUACAACACACGAUACGACACAAAUCUGCUGAUAAACAUGCUUGUAGAUAUUUUUAGAUAUUGACAUUACGGAUAGUUAUUAAGACUUAUAUAAGAUAUUGUGAACAAAAGAGCACGCGGGCACUAAGAUCGGGGGCUCAGAAUGAGAUGAGAAAAACAGUGAGAGAGACUUUUAUAAAUUGAAUGUGAGAGGUUUUCAUCAAUUUCACUAAAUAGUUGGACAGUACAGUGGCCCUGUACUGGAUCAAAGGACGUGGCGCAUACAAGCAAUUUGUUUUAAACAGAGUCAAGAAGAUUAACGCCAAGGAAUAUAUCAAUUGGAGACAAGUGUGAACGGAUGAGAACCCAGCCGACCUGGGAAGCUAACAGGACCAGGUUGGCUGUCAAAACCCGAUGAAUGGCCAGCUGACAUACAUAACAAACCUAGCAAAGAGUCUGAAACUGAAGCGAAGCCUACCAAAGCGGAACCGUUGGUAACCGCCGUGUGUGCGACCACGGUUAAUAGAAGGUGCGACGGAUGAGCUGGGCGAGCUAUUAGAGAAUCAGAGCUUUUGGAAGGCAGUGCGUGUCUUCGCGUGGAUUGUCAGAUUUAUAUGUAACUGCAAGUCUUCUAAGGCUGAACGGACAUAUGGGCCUUUAACGACAGCUGAAACGGAAGCAACGGGUUCAGUUCUGGGUGAAAAGAGCGACCGAAGCACAAAGUGAAACGGAACAUUUCAAAGAAGAUAAGUUGAAGCUGAACCUGCAACGAAAUUCUGAUGGCCUAUACGAAUGCCGUGGACGAAUUCAAGGAAACUUCCCGACAUAUCUGCCUCCAAUUGCGCUCAUUACUACAAAAUCAUUCACAACGCCCAUGUUCAAAGCCUUCACGAGGGAGUGGGAUCAACAACCUCGGCUGAGACAGCUAAGCAAGAAAGUCAUAUAAGGAACUGUUAUGGCUGCAAGAAAUUCCAUACUUCCACAUUUCAACACCCUCCUGUCGGCCCCUUACCCACAGAUCGAACAGUCGGAUCAGUGCCAUUCGAAGUCCUGGGCAUAGUUUACGCUUGUCCUAUUACCUAUAGAUCUAGCAAGAAAGAAUUGGCGAGGCGUACAUUCUCUUGUUUGCCUGCAGCCUAACUCGUGCUAUUUAGCAGGAACUUCUUCCGGAUCAGACGGCGGAAGAUUGUAUCCGGAGCCUGAAGCGGUUCGUAGCGAGAAGGGGCAGACCAAAGAAGAUCUAUUCGGAUAACGGAAAAACCUUCAAAGCAGCAGCAAAUUAUAUAAGAAAGGUAAUGAAACAAGAACAGUUUCAAAACUUCCUCGCUCGUCAAAAUUGGCAGUUCAACCUGAGCAGGGUUCCGAGGUGGGGAGGCCAGUUUGAAAGGAUGAUGGGCCUGGUAAAAAGAGCACAAAACAAGAGCAUCGGACGUGCUAAUUUGCGAUGGGGAGAGCUUGAAGAGGUGAUCCUGGAUGUAGAAAUAGCGGUUAACAAUCGGCCUUUGGGCUAUGUCAAGGACGAUGUUCAACUUCCUACCCUGACGCCAAAUUCAAUACUGUUUAUGCAACCUAACCUACUGUACUUCCCGAAGACGAAACUAGUGAUAUCGAAGGCAUAGAGCUGAGGAAACCAGCAAUGCAUUUAUCGAAGUGCCAGGACGCGGUAUGGUUUCAAUGGAAGAGUACAUAAACGGACUGAGAGAACUGCACAAUCUGAACAACAAAGGGAAAGAAGCAAGCGUUAAAGUAGGAGACAUGGUUUUGAUCCAAAACGACGAAAGGAAUCGCGGAAAGUGGAAUGUCAGUAUCGUAGUUAACCUUAGUGUAGUAAGAGCUGCAAAACUCAGAGCAGGGAAGUCCUAUUUGGAACGCGCCAUUUAACAAACAGUUAGCCCCGAUGGAACUGAGCAGUAGUUGCUGAUGAAAAUCAUAAGUUACGAAGUUUACUGCCACCUAUACAUACUUCUUUUUAUGAUUUAAGAAACGAUAGGAAAUUUGAAAUUCCUAGAUGUAACACUAAUCGUUUUCAAACUAGUUUUUUUGUGGCUUCGUGCCGCAAAUCAUUUAUCUAAUGCUAUUGAAAUGACCUAAUAUUUUUAAUAAUUUUAAAUUUUUUAGUAUAUUAAAGUAAUAAACAUCUUGUAUAUAUAAUAUUUAUAUGGAAUGUCAUCAUAAUGGCUUGAUAAACUCUUCUUUUAUAUUCUCGUAAUUAGUUAAAUUUACUUGUAAAAAAAAUACGCAAUUCAGCCUAUGGCUGCGAAGUAUUUUAUUAAAUCUAUCUAUCUAUCUAUCUAUCUAUCUAUCUAUCUGUGAUAACCCGUCCGUAGGGCGGAAGAGACAAACAACUUUGAAUGUGGAGGCGAGAUCAAAUAGGGGGAGAGUGUAUAUAUUUUUAGACAUUAUUGACAUUACGGAUAGUUAUUAAGACUUAUAUAAAGUAUUGCGAAUGAGAUGAGAAAAACAGUGAGAGAGACAUUUAUAAAUCGAAUGUGAGAGGUUUUCAUGAAUUUAAGUUUAAAAUAACUUUGUCGAGUAGAAAUAUACGUUUCCGACAUGUUUGGGCAGCAACAAAAAAUAUUGAUUUUUUAUCUUCUAACACCAAUGUUCUUUUAUUCUUACAGAAAAUCCUAUAGUGAUCUUCCUGCAGAGGCAGUUCUGGUUAACAUUCUUGGUGCCUCUCUUGUCAUACAUGCAGGCCUUACUUAUUUUAUCACAACAAACGACAACUUCAGGCGCGCUGGUACAGGUGAAGAGCGACAACCUCUGUUUGAACAUGCAGAUCAAGCAGAGUCUAUAGAAUAG
Molecule: messenger RNA, 84103 nt
Organism: Paramuricea clavata
Lineage: Eukaryota; Metazoa; Cnidaria; Anthozoa; Malacalcyonacea; Plexauridae
Source: the annotation of a GenBank genome assembly